Messenger RNA from Xyrichtys novacula (pearly razorfish), 46823 nucleotides. Lineage: Eukaryota; Metazoa; Chordata; Actinopteri; Labriformes; Labridae. The record is from the annotation of a GenBank genome assembly.
CCUCUCUCCCUCUCUCUCUCUCUGUGCUCUGGUAGGUCCACAAUGGUACAGCCAGCAUCUUGCAGCACAAUGGUUGCAAGGUGGUGGUGAGCUGAGGGAAGAGUGAUUCAGCAUCAGCGAACCUCUGUUUCGUCCAACUUUGCUUCAGUUUUUUUUCCUUUUCCUCAUCGCGUUUGUUUUCUCGCCUUGUCCCCUUCCUUCCUUCCUUCGCCAUCUUUGCAUAUAUCGUCUAAAUGAAGCUUUCGGCUCCGGUCAGCGCGAUGUUUGGCGUCGGGAUGUUUUGAAAAGGACUGUCACCGGACUGGGAUCGUCAUCAGCUGGCACGGAAUGGUAAGGGCCGGGCUGGGUUUGUUUAAUGUGGGUGCGAUGCUGCUGCCUGGAGGGUGGAGUGAUGAAUAUUGAUUGGAAGCGAAGGUUAAUGAAGUCCACUAGCGAUGCCUCGGUGGGAAAAAUGGACCGCGACAUAAUAAAAAAUAAUCAACCCUAUCGUGAUGCAUUCACGGCCUCGGAUGUUGUUUUAUAACGACUAGCAUCUCUGUGCGUGGAUUUCAUUGUGGCGUUAGUCUCGACCUGGCAAAAUGUUGGCAUCACCAUCCAUACGAAUUGAGAAUUACACAUACUCAUUAUUUGCUUUACAUUAAAAUCACACUACCCCUACUGCACAAUAGGCUUUGUUAUUAAUAUACAUGCUAUUAAUCUAUUACAUCUUGUGUUUACCUUCAUAUUUGAACCACUUUGAGGGAGAAACACUCAUAACUAUUGGUUAGCACGCAAUGCAUUUUUGAUUAGAAGUGCCACAGUGCUGCAAAUGGAUGAUGCUCCUCUAAACACGAGCCUUACAUGGGCCACACAGCUACAGUAGGCCUGCAUGCAGAGUUUGUCCAUCCUCCCCCUCAGAAGUCAGCUGCGCACCUUGUGCAUUAUGCAGACCAUCACUACUUCAGCAGGGAUGUGGGGCCACCCUCGCAUCCAGGACAAGUGCUUUGGAGGGCAGAUAACCAGGCAGGAUUAAGGUGUAUUUAUUGAUUAAUUUGAUAUUUUUCUCCCGUUCUUGAGGAAGAUGUUGAGGUUUCUGGAGGGGUUGUCAGGCGAUCAUAAUGCAGAGAGGAUGGGAUGUUUUUCACCACAGGUUACAUUCCACCUGGAUUAAAAGAGAUGAAGCGGCAGAGGAAGGUAAUUUCUCUCAAUCUGCUCUGGUAGGGCAAUCUUCUGCUAAUGCAUUAUUAGCGAGACACUCAUGACGCUUAUCAUUGCAAUGGGAGAGGAAACCAGACGUGUUAGGAAAGUAUCAAAUUGUGCUAAUUUUGUUGUGUUUAUGCUUUCAGAUUUCACAUUCUUGCACAUACUCGUUUGGCGCAUGCCCAUGGUCCUGGACUAAUUACUGUUGUGCAGUGCUGUGGACUCAGUGAAGGUUUAAAGGUGUCACAACAAACUCGGCGUUCAGGAGAAAAGGGAGAGAGAGGUUUUAGUGCUGUGACCUUGGCUGCUGAAUAAUUCAGGAGCAGGCUUCCAUGCCUGUGAAAGUGCUGCAGGGAACACGCUUGACAAUUAAAUAAAGCCUUUUAUGGCUAUUCUGCAGUGUUUGAAAAGAGUGACAUCUCUCUUUUAGAAGAAGAAAAGGUUCACUUGACUUCUUGUUAUCAUUCCCAUUAAGAGAGCAUUUGAUUUGUCUUGCAUAGCACUUCAGUAUUUCUGUUUUGGUACUAAAAUAGCUUCAGUUUCUGAACCAAUCUGUUUUAUUUGAGUUGGUAGACACUGCAGGAUACUCACUGAUAUUGAUUUUGAGGUGGACAACUCAUUCAUCCAAUGGAAAAUCAUCACUGGAAAUGGGCAGCAGCAGACAAAUGUUAUCUUACAACAGAUAAUGCUAGCAUUUUAAUUCCAUUUUAUUUUACUGACUCAGUUUACUAAUCCUAGGUUAUGCAACAGAAUAAAGCGGUGUAUCUAGAUGAGUUCAUAGUUGGAUUGCAGGUAUGAUUAAUAAAGUAAAGAGAAACAGCUGAAACUAAUGAUCAUUUUUCAAAAUCAGUUAUUCUGCUGAUUUUCUGUCCUUGUCCAUUGAUCCUCUUAGUGUGUUGCUUCUUUAAAAGACAGUGAAAAGUAAACCACCCCCCAAAAAAAUGUGUGUAUAAAUGUGUGAUUUUGUGCAACUGAUGGUUCACAGCCAUAUAGUUUUAGUUUAACACUAUGAAAAAGCAAGAACUGUGUAUAAAACCAGAUCAUUAAUCGAACAAGAAAAUAACAGGAAUGGCAUAUAUUAUAAAAAAAAAGCGUUUACAGAAUGAGUGCCAAGGGUUAGUGUGCCAAAGUCACAGUCUAAAUAGAUGAAGAGGUUUAUUGUGCUGGGACCCUCUAACAGACACCACCAACAACAAUACAGAUCGGUAUCUUUAUUUACAUUAAGGAUGAACCAUGGGCAUUUACAAGGGCCUGUGUCUACUGGUGGCAUGCUUAAUGUCCAUUCACAAUUGAAAACCAAAGUAGUUCUGUGGUUUAAGUACUCAGUAUCCUUUGCACAAAAGAAAAAAAUGUGCCCUGAGUGUAGGCUGUUUGAAAAGAUUUAAGCUUUUGGGACAAUGCCGCAAUCGCCAGCCAAUCAAAAUCGAUAAGGGGCGGUACAUCUGAUAUCAACAUUUUGAAUAUCAGUUGUGGUGGUCUUUAUGGGGGAGAAUCUAACUACAGUAAUUUUUGAGAGUACAGUUUCAAGGUUUACAGCUGCUUAUAAUGCUAGGAUGCAAAUUUACAUGUUUUCUUUCAUCAAAUAAGAAGCAAAAAUGAUACAGGAUACUUGAAAACAGACUCAAUGGUCAGGGAAGCUUAGGUGCUGUGGGGAAACUUUUGUAGCCCAGUACAACACUGAGAGGUGAGGGGCUCUUUGAAAGUGGGGUUGUGUGCACUGCUAACCCAAAAAAUAAAUUAAAAAAAACAUGCGAGUGGACACAGGCCCUUAUCGCACAAACAAGCCUUUUAUCCCACCACAAAAAAAACAACAACUAUUUUCUUCAUUAAUUCAGGAUAGACAGAACAAAGAUUAACUGAGUUGUGACUCUAAAGGUCCAGGACUUUGUUUAGAACAAUUACUGCUACCCAAACACCCUCAUCAGUCUUCUGACAGCCAUUCUGCCAAAGUUCUUGUCAUGAUUACAUAGAAGGUCAAAGUUGUCAUCAGAAGAGAAUGGAUGAGAAACAAUAGGUAAGCUCUCAUCAAUCAGUCACCCUGACUGGGUUUCUUUGCUGGCUUUGGAAUACUGUGGUCUACAUGAUUUAGUCCUCCAAGUUGGGAUUUCAGCUCAAACACGUAAACAGAUUAAAUAAAUUACGCAGCUGUGUGAGGCUUUGUGACUGGAAGUGAGAAGAAAAGAAGAUAAAUAAUUCUGUUAAGAAAAUAACUGUUGAAGAAAAAUAGGUCACCCUGCAUCACAUUUGGGAAAGUGCACCAAGUGUUUGUUCACAGAAAAUUAGCCAGGGAUCAUUGACAGAGAGAAGGACUAACAACACAUUGAGCAUGCUGGACCAUGAGUUUGCAUGAGGAUUGAGUUUGUCUAUAUCACUAAUACAGCUUUGGGGUUUUAUGUCAAAAAUAUGAAAUCUUUUGCAAAGUUGAACAUAUAAUUCCCAAUACUCCUGGUUUUGGUUGUAGUGGUUUUCAUAGAAUUACAUGUAAUUAUUCUGGCUGUAAGCUACAUUGUGGAACCACAUUUAGAUAUGGACUGAAAGCCGUCUGUGUUGAAACUUUGCCAUGUCGUGCUCGUCAAUAACAGCAUUAUCAUGUUUGGGUUUUUCCCACAUUCUUACAAAUAAAAUGAAAUUCUUACUGCAAGAAAGUUGAUCCCCCCUGGGGCUGCAAUGUACAGAAAUGCGCCUGCAGCCUGUGAUGCACAGUUACAUAAUUGGAUUUGAUCUGACAAAUAUGCAGCUUUUAUUUGCUUUCUGCAGAUAGCUGAGUGCAAGACUUUAAGCUGUGUUAGACUCAGUCUGUGCACAGCACAUCUGUAAAGGGAAUUACGGAUCCGUGGGGUUCAGACAUUGUAGUAACCCUGCCAUCAAAGGAUUUCAAAUCCAGACUUAAUACAAUCAUGAAAACCUGCCUUUUAUUUGUACAUUUCUCACAAUGCACUCACGUUAAAGGUCGGUGCUGAAGUGGUCUUGCAGUACAUCAGGUACAAGGCGUGGUAAAAUCUACCAAGAGAAGAGUCAUACUUUUUCAGCAGUUGUCUAUUUUUGAAAGCAUUACCUGCUGUAACCAUGGCAUCCAAAUCGCUCUGAUAAUGUGAGCUGAAAUAUAUUUGUUAUGAUAUGUGUUACAGAUGGGUAUUGAGCAGGUUGUUUGACUGCAGGCGAAGUGAUUUCAGAAGCAUGCUCCAGUCUUGCCCUCUAUCCAGUGUGUUUCAGGAUCUAUAAGAAAGGCUGUAAAUCAUAUGAUUGUGCUCAUGCACCUGCCAGCGCUGUACAUGCGGCUACCAUGCAGCUGAUCAAAAACCUGCAGCGUAAGCAGUCUUUCCAGCUAACAUGUCUGUUGUUUACUUCAAGUGAUUCAAAGGGUGCAAGGGAGACGCAAACCAGAGCAGGAAUAAGUGUAUUUGUUAGCUCCAAAGAAACAACUCAAUAGAUGUCAGCGAACAUUCAGAUUCUCACAGCUUGUAGAUGAGCUCAGGAGUCGGUGCUAUCUUGUUUUCCUGGCUGGGUCUGCAGUUUGAAGUGCUUCCCUUCCCCUCCCCUGAGCCCGUAUGGGAGGCUGUGCUGCGUUUGGCUCAGGCUGCACAGCAAAUCGCAAGGCAAGGCAAGGCUGCGUACUGCAGGGGAGGCUGGGGCUGCUGAACCAAGCAGCACUCACAAUGGAGCUUGGAGGGAGGGGGAGGGGAAAGACAGUUGCAGCGAAGCUGGGAGCCUGGGAGCAGGAAUGGUGGGAGCGAGGGAGGGACAAAAGAGAGAGAGAGGGAAGCAGGAAAAGGAGAACGCAGGCUCUCAUCAGGAUGGAGAAUGGAGGAGAGAAUGAAGACUUAUGGAGGAUGCUGUGGUGUGCAUGUGACAUUUAUAAAAUGUGUGUAAGCCUGAAAGCAUAACAAAGAAAAGACAAAUGGUGGGAGGAUAGGAAGCAAGGAUGGAUAUAACAGAAGACAAUAACUAGUCUGUACUGGGUGUAUACAGGCACAUUGUGUUUUACGAGAAGCAUAGCAGUCAAUCAACCUCUUUAAUGUAGACAUAAAAUAUUGUUUAUAACUGAACUUAAACCCCAUGUAGCUUUGAAUGUGUAGUCACUGAAUAAAACACACAUCCUUGGCAGGUCUCCCAGAGUUGUUUUGAGGCAGAUAUCAGAAAUGCCUUCAAGCUAAAGCUGUGUCAGGUACAGGCAAGUGCACUGAUCAGUGCGCCCUGCCAAUACUAUAAAUUCAUAACCCCACAAAAAAAGGUUGUGUUUUCCUAGAAACUGUACAGCUGUACAUGACCCCUACCAGCAAGCGCUGUUUUAAGAGUGGCAAAGAGAAGCACUAUGCUCUUAUACAGGCUAAGCUAGAGAUAGUUUAGGCUACCUUAAAGGUGCUCAGCUUGUGUAUAAAUAUGGAUGAUGUGCCUCCAUUAAAAAUGAAGCCAAAAUGCCACCAUAAUGCGCACUGAUUUUUUGUGCUGUGGCUGUUUUCGAGCUUAGCCAUGUGUAGAAGCAAUCUGGCUGGUGGAUGUCUCACCACUUACAAACUCUAUCUACCUAGACAGUUGUGCAUAUAGCAGGACAAAAUAUUCCAAUCCUCUGUGCAUCUAACUUGCUUGCCAGAACUUUCUGUGCCAGCAUCUCUCUAGAGAACACCUGUGAACGUAAUGUGGGACAUCCUCGGUUGUUGCCCAAGUAUUGGCUCCCACAACAUCCUAACAGCAGAGAGCUUCCAGUUUCUCUAGCAAUGACUGGCCAGCCUCAUAUUCAUACAUGCUGUUUACUUGCUAAUCCCUCAUAUAGCUCCUUGAUGGUGACAUGAGCACCCUAGUUGAUGUAAGAACCACAGGCAACGUUCAAGCGUACAUCCACCUCUGCAGGGGGGGCUGUCGGGUUUAACAUCCACAUAGACUCUAUAGUGGAGGGGCUCCGGCCACAUUAUUCAAAGUCAUCUACACUAGAGCUGUCCUGACUUUAAUGUCCUCGAAUGAGCUGAUCCAUGACCCAAGCUAUUCACAUAUAUUUAGAUUCAGAUACAGAUUAAGAGACGUUUCCACUUGAUAUUGGAUGACAUGUCCCCUGGCUGCAAUCCUCCAUCACGUUAUAAAAGGGGCUCUUAUCUCACAUGGGAAAUAUCUCAUUUCCUGUUCUUGAAUAAAAGUGUGAAGGUUUAAAAGCAUGACUCUAAAAAAAACUGAAUCAGUUUAUUGUUCAUACCUGAGCGGAGAAGUCUUACACCUUUGCCUGAAACAUUUCCCGUCAGAUAUUAAGAAAAGAUUGGCUAAUGGAUGAUAAUAAUAUUGAAUCAAUCUAACACAGGGUCAUAGAGCUCAAUCGGAUGAAUACAGAGAUGGUAGACAAGUUUAUUGUGUCAUAUUUUAGAGCAAUAUUUGUACUUAAGUGCUUUUAAUUUCACAUCUCAUCUGACAAAGGCAUAUUCUGUUUCAUCACCAACAAAUGUUUUGUUUGGACUGCAAAACAGUGAAUCAUAAAAGAUAUCACAGGUGUUUCUAUUGACUUUCAUGUCAACUAAACUCUAUUGUGGUGUGCCAGUGAGCCAGCAGGCACAACAGAGAUUUGUCACAGCAUAUCAUAGCAAGAAAACCUAAGGCAGGAUGAAUAACAAUCCUUUAUAUUGUGUGUCAUGGACAACUAAGAUAAUAUUAAUUAAACCUGUAAUACCUGCAGUAAAUUGAGCACUCUUGUCCGGAAAUGUAGCCAGAUGCCAUUAAUUGACAGUAAUUGAAGUUUUAAGGCGUAUCUGCCAGAAAUGACAUUUAACAAAUAAGCAUAAAAACUACAGAGGCGAUUGUUAAAAACCACUGGUUAUAUUUACACCCAUGAAAAGGGUUUAAUUAUAAUGAAUUAAUAAUAAAUACCCUUGUUUUAGUUAAAUUAAUGCAGCAUUGUUAAUAGAUUUCUAUGCCUAUAUUGACUCAUUUAAAGCUCCCAUGAGUAGUUUUUUGACAUUUAUGAAAUAGACUGAAAUUCAUAUUUACGCCUUUUCAUGAUACCCAAAGGCGAACGAGACCAUCAGGGACAGGAUUGAAAAUAUGUAUAUUGUCAUUUUAAUGCCUGACACCAAUGUGAGGGGGUAGGUGUCAGCCAAGCAGCUGGAGAAACAGCUCUGUUUUUUGCAGUUCCUGUAUGAAAUAUUCACAAUAUAAGAUACAUCUGAUGGCCAAAAGUUUGCAGGAUUAUAUUUUUUGUCAAUAAAGACUAAAGCAAGUAGAAGUCAAGAUAAGCAAAGACUGCCUUGUCCACAGGGGGUGCCAAAAUUGAAUUAAAAUGGAAAGUUCCUUACAGGAGCUUUAAUGACUCCUUGCUGUGGCCUUUACUCAAAUGAAUCAAAGAACCUUAAACAGAUAUUUACUGGCUGAGCAAGAAGUCGAACAAUACCAGAUGAAGCAGAUGAAGAGUGGUGAAAAGAAGCUAAGAUAUCCGCUUUCACUUUCAUAACCAAAAAGAAGAAAGACAGAAAAGCUAAUCUAGAUCUUUCUGCUGAGACAAGAGGAAGAUGCAGUCAAGGCUGCAGACAGUUUCACUCUCCUGGGAUGGGUUUCAGCUGACUUAAAUAGAUGCUGUAGUUAUUGACAUGGUUGUUAGGAACAGUGAUACAUCUUAACAGGGUAUGCAGCAUUAUUAUAAUUUUUUAAAUUCUUGACAACCAACUCAACACCCUUCUUCCCCUACCUUUUUUGGUGUUUUUAAACAAGGAACAUGGUGAACACUGAGCCAGGUUCUCUGCAAGAAUCUGAGCUGUCAAAAUGUAAUGUCUAGUAAAUCACAAGGAGAAGAGUGUGGAUAAAGUUAGCUUAAAGGUUUGUAAUGCCCAUGUUGAGAGCUCACUGUGAAAUACAGAUUAUUUAAGGCAAAAGUGGGAUCAAGACCUUCAUAUAGAAAUCAAGUGAGAAGAUAUCUUAUAGUAUAUUUGCAGAAAAGUUCUUAAGUGCUCUAAGAAUUGAAGGCAUAGACUGGUGGUAUUUAAGAUAUUGCACAGGAUUUAUUCAAUCAAAUGAACAGGUUGACAUUGUUAUUGUUAGAAGUAUUAAGGUACUUUCUUUGACAUGUUUGGACCUGCUCAUUCUAUUGUGGAGCUCUGUUGGCAUGUUGAUAUCCUGGUGUUUACGUGUCUCUUUAGUCUUCUGGGAAUCAACAUGUCAGACAAGUGGAAUAAAUAUGAAUGUAGGUACAUAGAUCUUGCUUUGCCAGUAGCAAGGGAGUGCAAAGCAUUAAAGUGGAAAAGCAUCUAAACCACCAGAAACAGUCAAAGCCACCUUGUUACAAACAUGGACAGGAUUGACUAUAAGAAUUAAAGCAGAUCCUUAGCCUUUUUAAUUCACAACAAUCUCUUAUGGAAUCUGACUUUACACCAACAGAGAUUAUAACAACAUUGGGCAGAGAUGCACCCUGACUGAUUUGCAUUUAAGCUACAAGAUAGAACAGAGCAUCUCACUCUAGACUAAAAUGGACUAACAGCUUCUGCUGUAUGACAACCCGCUGCCUCCCAGGAUCUGAAAAGUGAUGACUGGUUUGCUGGAGGCAACGCUGUGCCCAUGAGGGGGGAUGUAACAGGAUGCCCAACACCAAGGACCAGCCACAACUGCAGAGCACACACACAAACACACACACUAGCAUAACUCAGUAUAAGCUUGGCCAGCACUGGAGAUGAAUGGUGUGAUUUAUCAGUGAAAUGCAUUGACCCAUUCAGGAAGAUAAAAUCCCACUCUGUCUUUUUCUUGGUCUCAGUCUUGAGCUUCUUUAAAAUGUCGCUGAAUUACUGUCGCCUCAUGAUUAAAAACGUCCUUUUGUAAUCUGUGUUUCUAUAACAGAGAGCCUUAAGUUUUAGUGGAGUUUCCUGAGUGUGCUGCAGCGGCAGGCUCAGAUGCUUAAAUUCAGAAUGUAACUCAAACCCAAUUUAAUGAUGCUUCAGAUUUAUUAAGUCUUUGCUUUGCCAUUGGCUCAGAUUUUUCUUUUCGGCUGAACUUAGGAUCACAUUGGUUGGUUAUCUCAAGAACACAGACAUAAACAAAAUGCUCUAGAUCCUUCCCAUUGUAGACUGGGCUGCUAUUUUGAAAGUACUGGAAAUUAGAUACACCUAAAAAAAGAAGAAGCUGUAAGUAGUGGCAUAAUGCUGGGUUCGAGUUACCUCGGAAGUCAGAGCUGAAAAUGACGUCACACCCGAGUUCCCAGUGUUUGAGUUACCAUGUCUGAAAAAAGCAAAAUCGGAGGCCUGAAACAAGAUAUCUACAUCUACGAAAGUUAUUUUAGCACUUACCUUAUAUUCAGACAAGGCAAGCACUAAAAUAACUUUCGUAGAUGUAGCCAACUUGUUUCCACCUCCGAUUUGCUUUUUUACGACUUGGUAACUGAAACACUGGUAACUCUGGGUGUGACGUCAUUUUCAGUUUGGACUUCUGACUUCCAAGGUAACUCGAACGCAGCAUAACUUGCAGACAGGUUCUGGGUUCAAACCCUGGCAGGGGCCUCCUUGUAUGAUUGUGGAAUAUUUUGGCUUCUUACCACCCAAACUGACAUGAACUAAAAAGAAUAUAAACCUGAACAUCUUAGCCCUGCAAAGUGACACACUGGUAUGGUGGUUGGCAAAGUUAGCGAGUUUGUGGGAUCAAAUAGUGAGAGGGGCCUUUCAGUAUGGAGCUUAAGUGAUCUGGUUCUCUUAAACUAGAUUGUGGAAUAUACUUUUGAACCAGUCAAAUGUACUAAAAGAAGUAAAGCUCUACUGAAUACACACUGGCAUUUAAGUGUUGUUGUAAGCACUUGCUCUUAACAGCAAGACAGUUCAAGGCUUGGUUCCUGGUCAGGGCCUUCAGGUUUGAAGCUAGUGUCCUGGCUUUCUCUCACUGGUCUAUGGGACAUGGUUUUGAAGCAUUAAAAUGUACUGUGUCAUGUAAAAAAAAAGUAGAGGAAGAAAAACUUGUUCAAGUAAUCACUGACAGGCUGCAUGUUAGUGGGGUUUGGAGCACUGCUAUCUCACAGCCAAAGGGUUCAGGGGUCAACCUCCGAGGCCUUUCUUGGAAGUUGUCAAAUUAGUUUGAAUCAAGGCCGUCCCAUAUGGAGUUAGAGUUGUGAUUUGCACUGGCGAGAAGGUUACGGUUCACAUCCCAAGUCAGAGUUCGAGCUCUCUCUCUUUAUACUGGUGUGGGUCUUCCUGUGUGGGGAUUGUGUAUUUUGCAUUCCUAAUCCAGUGCUGGCCACAGAUUUUGACCAUUAGCGAUAAACUACACUGUAAAUAUAUCUAAACUUGUACUGGAAAAGGCCUCAUAAAUAGGGUGGGUAGCAAAUUUGCCUGACAGAGAUGGUCAUGAGUUCGAGUCUUUUGGAACGGAGCAUGAAUGUUUAUUGGUUCUAGAGAGUAAAUGGCAGACUUCUGUUUAUUCUCUAUAGAAAUACCUCAACUAUACCAACAUAUUCUCCAAGAGUCAAGAUAAGCUGAGACCAUAAAGCAUUAUGUAAAUUUAAGUCUUGCUGGAAAAAGUGAACUUUUGAUUGGGUCAGCAUAUCAAACCAUAAUCUCACUCUUGUAUCCAACACAUCUGUAAUGUUUGUAUCCAUCACUAAAAUGAGCUGCAGUAGAAAAAGAAAUCUUGAAUUGCUUGAUUUUUCUUUAAAUUCAGCUUCUUUAGGCCCUGACACUGGCUUUUACUCAUGACACGUUUCAUUGGGGGAGUGAUAUAUGACAUCUGAAGAUUGUGCUGAGUUAAGUCUUCACUGCAAUCAGAGCAGCUUUUCAACCACAACCACUCUCAGCAGAAUCUGCUCGAGUGGUUGAACAAAUACAAUCACAGAAUCUACAGUUUGACUCUCUGUCUGCUUCAGUUGCUUUGGGGAACAAUUGCUCUGGUGGCGAAUGAUUCGACAUUUUUGUCACAUCUUCUUGAUUCAUUGUUUUUAAUAAUUACACAAAUCAUUUUGUCUUUUUCGUGAUAUGACAGACAUUCUCUUUUAGACUCACAUUUGUCAGACAUGAAGGCCACAAAAGGGCUUUUAUUGGGUAAAAUUGUUGCGCAGUUCAUAAUUCUGCUCCUUUUCUUUUCAGAACCUGCAGGAUUAACACUUCACCUAAGGUGACCCCUCAGGUUUUAACUAAUGUGAAAGACUCGUAUAAUUGAGCUGAGUCAAAUGUAAGCACAGUGCUUUUACUGUCGAUAAUUAAAAAAGAUUAUUUUAUUUAUUUCUGCAGUUCGGUGUGUUUCCUUCUAUUUCAAAAGAGAUCUGUCAAAUUAUGGCAUUUCUUUUUAUUAGUAGCCUAUCAUACAUAUCCUUAUACUCACUGUGACUUUGAUAAAGUGGGAUUAAUCCAAAUAAAACAUUAAUAGGUUUGUAUGUACUCUAUAUUGGCCCUGUUGGCCAAGAUAGUAUGUCUUGAUUUAAAAAGACAUACUAUCAGAACAUGGCCAAUUGUCGUGCUGUCAUCCACCGAUCAUAGCUGAUCGUAACCAUUCAAGUUAAUGUGUCGAUUUUCACUGGCUUCUUUCCGUUCUGCUGCGGAUCGCCAGACUCCGCAGCUGAUCGCAAGAGUUGCCGGAUAAAUUCAGCACAGAUUAACUUGUGCUGAUAAGGAAGUCAGGCAGAGACACAAAAUAAAACAUCCAGCUUCUGUCCAAAAUAAAACAACCUGUGAUUCAGGUGAAUCGUAUUUCGCACCAUGCAAACGGGUGGGGAUGAACAAGUGAAAGGUUUUUAGACGAUCCUGAUGACACCAUGGAUGAGGGGAUGCUGAUUUUAGAAGUCUAGAAGUAGAUUUCCUUCUCUGGAAGGACACAAUCUACUGCUUAUAUGGUUAGCCUAUGUGGCUAAAGACAACUUGUUAUCGCGCGAUUGCACGUGAAUCCGCAGGUUCUUGUGAGUUCUUGCGACUCUUGCUGUCUGUAAUCUACCACGAAAUCCGCCUCGCAAACAGAUCUGGUAGGAAUUGGCGGAUGGCUAAAAUCGCCACCGUUCUGGAUCGGAGCCAUUAUACUGUUAAACUGUAAAAACCACAAUCUUUACCAUUGUAAGUGUUCAACUGAAGUACUGUCUGCUACUUACAAUGUCUAACACCAUUUAAAACCAUCUGAAACAACAGUUUAGACAUUUUUGUAAAUACAACUAUGACUAUUGGAAGAAGAACAUAAGAGGUUUAAGACCCUAAACACUGAUGGCUAGAGAAUAUAGCAGAACACAGAUGGUGAGUGCAGCAUGUUGGGGAUUUUUUGGUGUUGAUCUAUCAGAUUAACAACAAAUACUGUCAUCUACUGUUGUGUCAAUGCUGUUAGUCGUGACAAACACUCAGGUGCUUUGUGGAAUUACAAUGGCAGCUUGAGGGAUUGCAGCCGAUGUAUGGAUUGUAAACAAAGGUAACAUUUAAAAUCCUUUAUGCAUCCCUUUUCUUUAUUCUUUUAGCCAUUUAAAAUGUAGCAAACCCAUCCAAAAAGUUCACACAGCAGGGAUGUCAGCCAUCACUUUGCACCGUCACUGCAUGCUUUUGAAGUAAAAGGUCAAUCUAAAUAGGCCAAAGCAGAAAUCUCAAACCUUUGUGUCCCACAUCCUUUUUUUUUUCACCGCCCUGCUUCUUUUAGAUUGAGCACAGACACUAAAGCCUCGUCUGUGACAUUAUUGGAGGACUGGUGGAGCCAAGUGAUAAAUGUGUGUCCAGAAAGCCCUACAUUAACCUUCCUGAGGGAGAACCACAAAGCCUUCAAGUGCAAAUCUAAAAUUUGUGAAGGGAUGAGAUUGCAAAAAAGCAUUUGCGGGCCUAUCACAGCUCCCACUCUUUCUUUUUUUUUCUAUUAUUUUAUUGCCAACACUAACACCACACAUGAAUCUAUCCAGAACAUAUAAUCAUCAGCACUCUGGGAGCUUCAUUACCUGGAAAAUCAUUGAAGCCAGAGCCAUCAUUGGUGAUAGCCGCAGCCUUUCCAGCUCUUGCUCAGUGUGGGAGCCACUGUCCUGUAUUCCUUUGUGGCAAUCCUUUGAAUUUUUCUGCCAAAAAAGCCUCCGGAAAUGUGCAAAUCUGCAUAUAUAUACCAAAUUGACCCAUUACCCCCUUUUGUAGUAAAAAGCCCCUUUUCUGUGCCAAAAAUGACAAUGCUGCUUUUAUGCAAAUGCAUGUGCCUGGUAGUGUGAGCUCCUUGAAAGUUGGCUUCAUGUAUGAUAGCAUAUUAUACAUCUCUGUGAAACAGCAUAUGUUAUCUCAAAAUUCACAGCUCCCCUGAAAGUCAGAGAGGUUAAUGAGUGUUAGAGUGAUAAAAUGUGAGGGCUGAUAAGGGCAUGCAGUCUCAGUGGAUAAAAGAAAAGGUUUAUAGUGUUGGUAAUUGGCUGCUCUGUUUAUUCCAUAUGUGCUUAUGGUGCAUAUUAAAAAAAUGAUUAUGAAUGUGUGGAUAUGUACGACUUGAGUUAGCUGCUGCCUCUAUUUGUGCUGAAUCAAGCGUUAACAUUCAUGGCUCAUAGAAGGACACCACUGUGGAUCAGCUGUUUCUUUUUGGUGCAGUUUAAACCAGAUCUACAAAAUAAUCAGAGUGCGUACAUUUGUGUAUUGAAGUCAAGUUACCUCACGCACUCACACCGUCUGACUCUGGCUCUCGUCUCUUUGUGUCUUGCAGGUAUUUAUGAGCAGACAUUUCUUAUAUAACUGCAGCCAACCAAUCCUGGAUGUGAAGAUAGCCUUUUGUCAGGUGUGUGUUCCUUACAGGUAAAAAAGGUACAGUAUUCAUUCACUUCCAUUUCCCCUUUCAUUGCCGUAUUUGUUGUGAACUUGUAUUGUGUUAUUGUGUGUGUAAAAAGUGUUGCAAUUCAAGUCUGAGUUUACAUCAGCGGUAUUGAUUUAGGAAUAAAGAAAAGAGAUCACUAAAAAGGUGACACUGGAAAUAAAUGUCAAGUACAGAACAAUACAAGAUAGAGCAGUAUGGUAAAGUUAAAGGGAUAUUCCGCCGUAAAAUUAAUUUAGGGUCAAGCACAACAUAACACAGAGUUAGACAUCCCCCCGAGAGAUGUAUAUAGCCGACCGCUUGCCUCUCCAGUUACAUUAACUUUAGUAGCAAUCGCAGGAUAGCAAAACACAGCGGUCUGAGGAGCCAUAAACAAACCUCAAACGGAACGCCACUCUAAAACCACAAAUAAUGCUCAGAACAGCACCUAACGUCAUCAACAGUACUAUAGGGUCCCAGCCAUAGCACUAGCCACCAAACAUCUUUUUAGCUUAACUUUAGCAAAGAGACUAAACAGAACUCACCUACUCUAUUCCAGCAGCCACUUGUUUGUAGGGAGACCUCAGGCCAGUCCAUUACAGACUACAACAGGGUGACGCAGCUCAAGGAAGAACAUUUAUGAUCAUUUCUACAUGAAUAUGCAAUCAGACCGAGACGCUAAGGCAGAAGGACUUCCGUGUCUGCAGAGCAAAUUGAUUGAUAUGGUGAUUAUUACUUUGAUGAAAUAAUAAAGUAAUGAUCAUAAAUGUUCUUCCUUGAGCUGCGUCACCCCACUGCAAUCCAUAAUGUACUGGUCAAGGUCUCGCUACAAACAAGCAGCUGCUGGAAGAGAGUUGGUGAGGUGUCUUUAUUCUCUUUGCUAAAGAAAUCACGCAAAGCAAAAAAGAUGUUUGGUGGCUAGUGCUAUGGAUUGGACUCUAUAUGUACUGUUGAUGAAGUUAGGUGCUGUUCUGAGCAUCAUUUGUGGCUAUAGGGUGGCGUUUUGGUUGAGGUUUGUAUGUGGCUCCUGAGACCACUGUGUACUGCUAUCGUGCGGUCGUUACUAAAGUUGGUAUAACUAGAGAAGCAAGCGGUCGCAACAAUCAUCUCUCGAGGGGGACUCUAACUCGGUGUUAUGGUGUGUUUGACCCCAAAUUAAUUUUACGCUGGAAUAUCCCUUUAAUAUGUGGGGGUGUAGUUUUACAAGCUCUGUAGACGUUAUAGUAAAGGGUCUACAUGUGAGGCUGAGCCGUAGUGAAAGCCUACAGGCUAAUCCAUUGACUCAAAUUGUUCAGACUCCUUGCACGACACGUCUGCAUGACACAAGUCUAGCUUGAUGCCUAGUAGUCACUGCAGAUACCAGUGGCUCCAGAGCUGACACUGCAGCCUAAUGCAUUGAAUGAUUAGAUCAUAGAUUUGUACGACCUCCCAGCCAUGCUGAAUUUAAAUAUAUUACAUCACAUAUAUGAAUUUUUCAUGGCGUCAGUGGGAACUUGUGUGCCCUUCGAUAAUAACACACAGUGGCACAGCUUUGUUUUUGCUGUGUGAGCUUUGUUGUAAUUACCCUGUCUGUAAUUAACUGUUUUUUGUGUGUGGCACCAUUUGUUCGACUGCACUGCCCAAGUAAUUAUAGCUUGAUUAUUGUGUGCACAUUCAUGACAGAAUGAUGUCUUUAGUCUGGUAACCACAGAAAAGACUUCGGCGUCACGAUUGUUAUGACACAGGGAUUAUAGAGUGUACACUUCUGCAUAGAAAUAGGAUUUAGCGUAAACUCAACUGGACUGCAUGUCCUCUCCUGUUAUCCUGCAUACCCAGCUUUACCAAUUAGUCUGUUACCCUCAUUUUCUCUGAUCUGUAAAAUACAAAUUAGCUACUAAUAGAGCAGCAUGAAAAUAUAUUUAGAUUGAUAUCUGUUGUGGUACGUUUCUCUAUAAGUUUGCACACUGAUGAUUCUCUUUCAGGUAAGUUAAACCCAUCAAUAAAACUGUUUCCUUCUCUGUUCAGGGUUUUGGAAAACAAGUGGAUGUGUCAUAUAUUGCCAAACAUUACAACAUGAGCAAAAGCAAAGUGGAUAACCAGUUCUACAGUGUGGAAGUGGGAGACUCUACCUUCACAGUUUUAAAACGUUACCAGAAUUUAAAGCCCAUUGGCUCUGGAGCUCAGGGAAUAGUUUGGUAAGUACUCAACAGUACAUUUCUUUUAUGCCCUCUUUUACACAGUAUCAAGCUAUUUUUUUAUGUUUUUAUGUAGUGCUUAAUGAGCAAUUAUGUUGUUUAACUGUAGGUUGUUGUUUCUAAUUGUCUUGUAGUUUAUUGCUUUGGGAGAUUAUUAAGGGAGGUUUAUUGUUUUCACUGCCGAGUGAAGGAAAAUUCAAUUUGAUGAGAUUGUACAUACUCUUCAUGAUCCGUGAUGGUGUAAUUAGGCGAUAUCAAAGUCAUUUAUUCAAUCCCUCUGAAAACUCAGAUGUGGCUCCUGACCAGUCAUAACAUCUGGAAGCACAGCAUGCUGCCUCAUGUCUUAUUCGCAGAAAUCUAGAGCUAAGGAAAAAGAAGACAGUGAAUGAAUCAAAGUUAUACAUGUGAAUUUGGGGAAGUUCUACUUUUUGAAGUGUACUCUUUUACAGUUGCAUGCAAAAAUUUCAGUAAGAGAGCAAAUACAUCUAAAUAAUUCAUGUUCUCUAAUCUGGUAAAGUUCAUUUAGGACCACCUUGAAAACAAGAGGACUCCUUUCAAGGGGUUUAUCCUACUAAAAAUAAAUUUCAGAUUUAUACUACUGUACUAUUGUGCCUAUGGCUCAGACUGUUACUAUUUAAGAUUAUUUUUAAAAUCUAAUUUAAUAGUAUAGCAUAGCUAGAAAUAAUAACACAAUAUCAAUGAACACUCGACAGUAACUGUUAGAUGUGAUCUUCUGUCAUUUCACAUGUUGUGAUUUAGGAAACGGACUCAGGUAGAAGUUGCUCUCCAUGUACAAAGAUUAAAAAUGAAAUAGUACACAAAUGAAAUAUCACGCGUUUAAGGAGACGUUGAUGUUGGCAGUGACGCAUAAUUGCGGUGUUUACAUCUGUCAGCUAUGAGGCGUAACCCUCGUCCUGUGUUAGGGUCUGCACUGACCUGUUUUUGUUUUUAAAUGCUUAAAAGAACCACUUAAAUUAGCUUUUUUGCAUCAGGCUUUUUGACUUUGUCAGGAACCUCUAUUUUAACAAAAUAAAAAUAAAAAAAUUUAAUUGACUAAAUUAUAAAAUGCUCUUAUGAAAUUAUGGCACUUGUCGUGUUGGGGUCCCUGUUGACCCGGUUUGAUUAAUAUCUAAUAAUUAGAGCAAAAACUGAAAUCAUAUGUGCACCGCCAGGCAUCACACUGACAGUCAGAUCCUCUUUCAAUCAUGUGAGAUUUAGGAAAUUCUCAUUUUGCCAUGUAUUUCCCUGCACAAAAAACAACAGGCAUGUCUAGACAUUUGAGAUCAAUUCAGUAUGGAUGUCUGGGGUAUACUGACAAAAAAAGUCCCAGAGGCCCACAACAAAAAUAUUAUAAGCAAUAUUUUGAUGGAAAAUUAAGGUAACCUAGAGAUGAAAACAAAAUUGUAUAAUAGAGAACUGUUUUUAGCAUAAUUUACAGCUAAUUCAAGGCACGGGUCAAAACUGACCCUUAACAUAGUGAGUGCGUAGUAAAAGCUAACAGAGGAGGAAGGUUAAGACUUACCCCAGCUCCACUUUCUUGUCUAUUUCCAGGAUGACUGAAAGUUAGGUUGAGUCAGCAUUUCCAAAAUGGUGACCGCCAUCGUUUGGCUCCAAAAUGCCUUUGACUUCACUGAGAUUACACUCAUGUUUAAUACAAUCUGUGGUUUAAGCUGCCAAUACAAAUUCAACAGAAAAUGAUCCAUUAGUUCGUCGUUUAUUGACCCUUUCUGGAAUUUAAUUUUGAAUCAAGUGAUUGAUGGUAGAUUAUUAUUUUAUUUUAGGUCUUGUAGGGAUAAAGAAAAUAUAAGUGAAAUACAAAUAUUCAUGUUGCUGUUCCUUUAAGAAAGUGACCAAACAUCAUUUCUGUUAUAAUAGAAAACAUGUGAAGAGGUCUCUGAACUGCUGUGGUGACAUGUCUGUUAUGUAGGAUAUGGAUGUGUGGGCAGUUAGGGCCUAACAAGAUGGGCACUUAAGUGAUUCCUUAAUCCGGAUUGCAGAGGGAGCUUUUAUUCAUUGUAAUUCAUCUCACGCCUGCCCUGUCAGAAUGCAGAGAAACCACUGCCAAGGCUCCACUUAAAGGAAUGCAUCUUACAGUGUUUGUCAAAAGCCUAAAAGAUCUAUGACUUGAUAUUUAUGUUAAAGCUGGAGCACCACUGCCACAGGGUCGACCCACGCUGACAUGGAUUUGCUUAUAAAGUGUCUGAAGAAUCGUUGGCUCUGAACACUUUAAACCCGUCUGCUCUCCACUCGCCCUCUUUCAUUGUCUCUCCUUUGCUUCCCAUGCCCUCAGUUCUUCUCCUCUUCCGCUCCGAGGCAAUUUUUUGCAAAGGAGCCCAGGAAGGCAGGCAGGCAGGCAGACAGGGAGACAGGCAGGCCAGGCUGGCUGUAGCUGCUAAUGCUGGGAUUGUGCCCGUUUGAAGGAUAUUGUAGAGAUAGAUGGCAGGGAGACAGUGCAAAUCUAAUUGAACCUGCUUUGCUGUGUGCUGCUGGGGUCUGCCUGCAGCUGUCAUCUGGUGUCAUAAUGUGAUGAAUUUACCAUGCACAUCUUAGUCACUGAUAUAAUAUCCUAAUGGUUUUGCAGGUUAAAGGGGGCACACAAUGGUAAUAGUCUUAAUCAGCUGUUGACAAGUGCGGUAACAACAACUGUGACGUCAAUUCUUGCAAAAGGGAGUCUUGUCGAAAUACGAUGAUUAAAUAAUUAGAGCAACUUGUUUACUGCACAUUACUAUGAGCAUAAUCCCCAACUGGGUGACAUCAUCACAACACAACAUCUGCCUGAUUUUGCACAGACAGGCAAAUCCCUUUCUAAUAACAGCCAUAACAUGCGGGACAUGCACUCACUGCAGCUGACAGUGCACACAGAGAAAUCAACAGUUAGUAAAGUACUCUGACUCUCUUAUGCAACCGGUAGACUCUCGUCCCUGUAAAUCCUGGGGACAUAUUAAUGAGGGGGGAAAAAAACGUUCUUUACUGGUGCAGCUUCUAAGACUCCCUCUGCCAAUGGUGUCGCCCGCAAACGUCCCAAUCUGUUCACAUCGCUGCCCUUAUGACUCUUGUGCUCGGUCAGGAUGAGCUUUCAGAAGCAUCUUAGGGAAGGAUGAAGCCUUUAAGUAGUUUAGCUGGUCAUGACAUCAUCUUUCACUCAGCUAGAAAAGUGAUGACAGGCUUAAAUCCCUAUUGAAUCAAUGCUUUUAUGAAGACUCCACUGUUUCCAUGGUCACACACCAUCCCUGGCCUGCAGUCUCUCCAGAGACAUGAAGAACAAACCACAGUCGGUGUAUUCAGCCCAGCCAUGCACAAACCCACUCACAGCACUGUCUUCGUUAUGGCUGCAUUAAGCCUGAAUACAGAUGCUCUGAGACACAAUUUGUAGCAUCUUAUAGGGAGAAUUUGUAAGAAAAGGCCCAGUCUGAGAUGGAACUGAAUGGUCGAUGUUUAUGGCUUCUUUGUGGCUGUGUUUUCCUCCCUGCUAUUGAAAACAGACACAAAUCAGCACAAAGAGCUGAGAUCCUAAAGGUUUUUAAGGACGUCAGCAUUGUGCUGGGCUUGCAUAGAAGUCCCUCAGCUGUAAUGACAUCUGAAAUUGGCUUAGACACUUUGUUGAAAAGAAAAACCUUCAUCUUACCCAGAUACUUUACCUCAGAAAUCUCUGUAAAUGGUUUCUGUCACACGGAGGUGUAAACAAUUUAUACCAUUCUUUCGAUUGCUGAGACGUGGGCAAAAUAAUAAUAAAUUCUUACAAAAAGUAACCAGCUUCUCUCAAACUAGUUUAAUUUCUAAAUAAAACAAAUAAAAAACAAGUAAACAUGUCUAUUAAUAUUAACACCACUCAUAAUAAUACUAUGUUGGAGUCGAGAGGUUUAGCUAAACAGCUGGCUAAAUUCUGUCCAGAAGCAGCAACACUCUGAAAAUCUAUUUUCUUGGCCUUCCAGCAUUUCCUAAGCCCAGCUGGCUUGUUAUCAAGCUUAAGUUGUUGAAAAAGUAAAUAAAUAAAGGAAAAAUGCCAGAUAGUGAGACGCUAAGCACAUGCCCCAUUUACAGAGGCUAUAGUCCUUGUAGCAGUGCCCGCUGGUUUGACCCCAACUCAGCAUUUCCUGUCCCAGUUAUCCUAUCUAAUAAAGAAAAAAAAAUGCCUUUUAUUAUCAACGAUCUCAAUACAACUCUCAAUAAUACUAAGCUGGAGCUGAGGGAUCUCUUGGUAUUCCAGUUCCAAGUCUGUUACCCAUGUGGCCAGCUAGUUUGUUUGUAAUGAGGCAAACCACAGAGGUUUUACUCCCAUGACAAGAUCCGAAGCUUUCAGCGUUGUGGGUUUUUUCAUGUAAUGGAAAGAGAAUGAAUGAAUGAAUGAUAGGAGUGUUCUCAUCAGUUGACACAAGGAUUUUAUUAACAAGGGAAAAAUCUCUAUUUUGCUUAUUUUUCUCUCAUUUUAGUAUCUUAUAAGUUUUCCUAUUCCUGCGAAGCUGUGUGUUUGCGGAGGAAAUAAUCCCUUUGUUUCUGUGACCAGUUAUCUCUAUUUUGCUUAUUUUCUCUCAUUUAGUAUCUUAUAAGUUUUCCUAUUCCUGCGAAGCUGUGUGUUUGCGGAGGAAAUAAUCCCUUUGUUUCUGUGACCAGUUAUAAUCAGCAGGGAUUGUCACAGUGUCAUGCAAUCAUGCACAACGGGCUAUGAAUACUAAACAUAACCACUCUGCUUUCUUUCUUAUGUUUAUUCCCUAACAGUGCGGGCUAUGAUGCUGUCCUGGACAGAAAUGUAGCCAUCAAGAAGCUGAGCAGACCCUUCCAGAACCAGACCCACGCCAAGAGGGCUUACCGGGAGUUGGUGCUCAUGAAAUGUGUCAAUCACAAAAAUGUAAGUGAGGUGAAACAGAGGUUGGGGUGGGGGGAAUAAGAAGACAGCUUCAUUGUCAGAUUGAAUCACAGUUUCCGACGGUGCUCCAGUCUGGGUCUAUUUUUGGUUAAAUCUCUUCCCUACAAAACGGAGACAAGCAAGUGCAAUGUUGUGGCCGUGCUAAAUUCCUUGCCUCCAGAAAUGUAGAAAACUGGCAGGAAAGUGAAACAGAGAGCACUCCGAGGCAUGAAUGUAAUCUCCGGCACUGCAGUUUGUGCUCUUUUCUUCUUCUCUGUCCUUUUUUCCUCCCCUCCACAUUCAUCCCUCUCGCUUUUGUCCUAACUCAGUUCCAUCUAGAGCUCGGCAGUGUCCUUCAUCACGGUCAUUACAAACGUGUAUCCUCUGUAACUGUUUGGUGUGGAUAUUAAACUGCUGCAUGUGUAUUCUCUCCUUGCUCUUAUCUCUUUCAGAUUAUCAGUUUAUUAAAUGUCUUCACACCACAGAAAUCAUUAGAGGAGUUCCAGGAUGUGUGAGUAUAUUAAACCUGCAUAAUUACAAUUUCCCUAAACCAAAUAUUAAUAGCUCUGAUGUGAUGUUCGGCCACUUGAUUUCAUUUAAUCUAGCAAAUCAUAUGACAGAGAAAGGGAAGGAAACUUCUUCAUUAUGAGCUCAUGUAUUCCUCCUUUGCACCUGCAGGAGUGAAGUCAGUGAAAAUACUGUAGGUGUAACCUGAGGCGGCUGAAUGUAUCUCCUCCUUGUGCUGAAUGAUGAAUGAGUGUUUUCACUUUUAGAACAAUCUCUAGGUAGAAGUCACUGUAGAGGGCUGUACGUGUCUUUGUGACAUUUUAAUGUUUUCUACCAGAAAAAGGUUUUAAAUGCCGCUUAACACUCAUUUUAUUAAAUCAUUCAAGGGUUUUAUGUGUAUUAAAGGGAUAUUCCGGCAUAAAAUUAAGUAAGGGUCAAACACACCGAGUUAGACACCCCGUCAAGAGAUUAAUGUUGCCGACAUGCUUCUUGAGUUAUACCGACUUUAGUAAUGACCACAGGUAGCAAUACAAAGAGCCACGCGCUCAACCAAAACACCACUCUACAGCCACAAAUAAUGCUCAGAACAGCACCUAACUUCAUCAACAGUACAUAUAGGGUCCUAGCCACAGCACUAGCCCCCAAACAUCUUUUUAGCUUUGCCUAAUUUCUUCAGCAAAGAGACUAAACACAACUCACCUACUCUCUUCCAGCAGUCCCUUGUUUGUAUGGAGACCUCAGGCCAGUCCAUUACGGACUGCUGUGGGGUGACUCAGCUCAAGGAAGAACAUUUAUGAUCAUUUCUUCAUGGAAAUGCAAUCAGACUGAGAUGCUAAGGCAGAGGAACUACCGCGUCUGCAGUGCAAAAUGAUAUUUAUGGUGAUUAUUACUUCAAGGAAAUGAUAAAGUAAUGAUCAUAAAUGUUCUUCCUUGAGCUGCGUCACCCCACUGCAGUUGAUGGACUCACCCAGAGGUCUCUGUACAAACAAGAGGCUGCUGGAAGAGAGUAGGUGAGUUGUGUUUAGUCUCUUUGCUAAAGAAAUCAGGCAAAGUUAAAAAGAUGUUUGAUAGCUCGUGCUGUGGCUGGGACCCUAUAUGUCCUGUUGAUGAAGUUAGGUGCUGUUCUGAGCAUUAUUUGUGGCUAUAGAGUGGCGUUUUGGUUUAGCACAUGGCUCUCUGUAUUGCUAUCAUGCAGUUGUUACUAAAGUUGGUUUAGUUGGUUAUGGUGUGUUUGACCCUAACUUAAUUUUAUGCCGGAUUAUCCCUUUAAAAUGAUUUUUAUAGACAGAUGUUUCAUUGAACAACUCACUAAUUAAGAGAUGAACAAUUCUCAGGUAUCUAGUGAUGGAGCUGAUGGAUGCCAACUUGUGCCAGGUGAUCCAGAUGGAGCUUGACCACGAGAGAAUGUCCUACCUGCUCUACCAGAUGCUGUGUGGCAUCAAACAUCUGCACUCAGCCGGCAUAAUUCACAGGGUAGGAAAGAAAUACCCCUCAACUUUCUUAUUUUCCUACUGAAUUUAACAGGUUUGUUUUCUUCUACCAGAUUGAGGUAUAACAUGGGUAAUUUUGCUCUAAAUCGUGACAUUACUCUGGUUAUAAUGGGCAGUCAAAAGGACACCCAGCAGGCACUACCGUGAGCGGGCUUUAAUCUCUGGAUUUACUUGUUGUCUUUCCAAACACAACUGGCAUUGUUCGCUUGUUAAAAGCCUAUGAGGGAUGACGUAAUUGUCAAGGCACCAACAGAUUUGACUAGCAGCCUGGUGCACCGACAGAGAAGGGAAAUAGGAUCAAGGUAAUAUUGGAUUGGUUUCCUCGUCCAGAUAAACCUUCCUGCUGAUAGGUCAAUUGGAAGACGCACACUGGCUGACAGUGAGAGUUAGCAGAGCCGGGGAGGGUAAAAAGCAAUUUAAAUGGACCUGAUUUUGAUUAUAUAUGACCAACAUAGGAUGAUAUUACAUAAGUUAUGCAUUAAAGGAAUGUAGUUUCUUCCUGGAGAGAUGUGAGGAGAGUUGCAAUAAAGCUAGCAGUCUAUUGGCUUAGAAACAGAGACAGAGAUUGGAAACAGCUGUCCUGGCUUUGUUAAAGGUGAGCUCUAAAAUCGACACUCAAAAAGUUCUUUUUAGGGGUUUAACAUGACAUCAACAUGGAGUUAAUUAUGUAAACUAUCAAUAUUGGACAAAGUCAUCAGGAUAUCAUCCUUUAACUGGGAAAGAGAAUUUCCCAUGUUUUACCAAAACAUGGCAGAAUGCCGACUAUCGAAAAGCAUAUUGACCAUGUUUUAUAUUGAAAUUGAGGGAAAUUAAUUUUCAAUAUAUAUCGUUAUUGUUUUAUCGCCCAGCCCUACUUUAAGGUUAUAUUACUGUCAGAAUCUCAUAGCUACUCAUGCUUAUAUGUGAAUAUGGUCCAUUAUUAUUCAGGAGUUUACCACCCUUAGUGCCAAAAUAAAGCAAGAUGGUAUCUUAAUAGAGACAAAAAGGUGGUCUUGAUCUUUUUAAUCAAAACCACAGCAGAAAAUCUAAAGAGUCUACAUCCCAAAUGUGUCAAAAUGCUCUCAAAUCUAAACCUGUGCUCUUGAUGGCAAAAUAAUUACCAUUCUUUUUGCCCACUUAGAAAAAAAAUUCAGAAAUAAGCUGACAGACUGUCUCAGAGUGGACUAACUUGCAGCUGCAUAUCUGUCAUUAUGUCAAAUACCUUCUUUUCUCAUCUUCAGGACCUCAAACCAAGCAAUAUAGUGGUGAAGUCAGACUGCACUCUGAAGAUCCUGGACUUUGGUUUGGCCAGGACUGCAGGCACCAGCUUCAUGAUGACCCCUUAUGUGGUGACUAGAUACUACAGAGCCCCAGAGGUUAUCCUGGGAAUGGGAUAUAAAGAAAAUGGUGAGAAAAACAUUUUAAAUUGAGGAUUUUUAGGCUUUUAUUUAUCAAAUGUAGACACAUUAAAGAAAUAACCCUGAGGUAAUUCUGUUAUUUGCUUCUCUUAAUUAUGCACAGAACUGGUGCACCACCAGCUCAAGGGUGUAUAUGAGUAUUGGCUAAUAGAGAAUAUCACUGAGGAACUUUAUGGGAGCUAUUUCCAGUGUUCCCAAAACUGCACAGAUCUUCUUUCCCCCAGUGGCAGUGAAGAAAGAAAACUGAAGUUAGUGCAGACUAGGAGCCAACACCUCUCUGCAGUCAUGUAAUACUUUUGAUGCAACUGUUCCAAAUUCAUUUUAGGAGAUGAAUGAAAAUAUAGCAGCCCCAUCUCUAUGUGGGCUGUAUGUAAUGUAUUUUUAAAGCGCUGAGAACCUGCAGAAGAGCAGAUAGCAGUAGUUGUAAGGAAUAGAAACAGAAUAGUUAUGGACUUCCCGGCCAGAAGGAUUAAAGGAGAAGUGAUAAAAUAUGCAGGUUAACUCUUAAUUUUCCCAGAUGAAAGCCUCCUGGUGUUACUUGUGAUGUCUCAUCAAGUUGCGCUUAACAAACAAACUUGAACUGAAGUGUUGGAUGUAUGAGUCAGCCAUUGAAACUCUUAGAAAAUCUGACAUGUGAUUGAACGCCAGCUUGUGCUGUGACUCAUUUGUCAUAUUCCUCGCAUGGAUGGGAGCCUAAAGCAGCUAAAACGUGAAGUCUCCUGUCUCUAGAAAGGCUCUCUGCUUUUCUGCUUUUUUUGUAUUUGCCUGCUUUGUGUGUAACAUGCUCCUCGCUAAUAAUAAUAAUAAUAAUAAUGAUAAUAUCACAGCGGUGUGUAACAGCCUGUUGCUAAUCACUGUUGCUUUAUGUGCCAAACACUAACCUUUUUGCCUUCCUCUCUUUUCUUUUCCUCUUGCUUUGUCUUACUGUCACCUCUAUACGUGCAGUGGACAUAUGGUCGGUUGGGUGCAUUAUGGGAGAAAUGGUGCGCCACAAAAUCCUCUUCCCCGGCCGGGACUGUAUCCUUAUUAACACACAGCAAAUUGAUCUGAUGGUAACGACAAUUUUUCAUAUAAGAGGUCUUUGUCUUUAUGUUUUUUGGUAAACAAUGUAAAAUUAAAGUAACAGUUUGUUUAAAAAAAAAAAAACACCUUUGGAGUUAAGAUUUCGCGUGUUUGGUUUAAAGGUACAGUUUGUAGAAAUGAGAAUAGUCUAAUGGCAGAUUGUUGACUGAAAUGCUCCCUUGCUCACCCCUUAUUUGGUAAGGCUCCAUUCGUGAUGUUGGCUUUUGAUUUGUCAAUUUUUAUCAUCUAAAGACCAACAAAUAACAUAUAUUUACAACAAAACAAACAACUAUGCUCUUUUCUCCUCAUUUUUGUCCUAUCUGUGCUGCCGUAGAAGAAAGGCAGCUAAUUAAGCGCGUUUGCCUUCAUGAAUGUGCAUAAUGUAUGUAGAUCAUCAGAACGUGCAAAAUUCUAGGAGGAGCAGAUGCAAAUGGAAUCAUUUCACACCCGCAGUGUCAUUUAUCAAACCUGGAAACCGAUUACAAUCGCUGUUUUGCUUCUAUAUUUAGCAUGUUUGAAAGCCACGUGCAAACUGGAGCAGCAUUAUGCACUGUCAUUGUGGGGAGAAGGAUGCAGAAGUGCCAUGAUACACGCCAUGAUCCUUGUCCAAAAGCUUGUGAUUUAUUUCGUUUUUCAGGUAAAUGACGAUUUUCAUAAAUAAUAAGGUCAAACACGGAACAGACAAAAAAAUUAUCUGUUUGUCUUCCUGAUUUUAAAUCGUUUUAAUCUCUUUUUUGAUUUCUAGUGUAUCUUCUUGCAUCUGAAAAGCACUUUGUGUUGCCUUGUGUAUGAAUUGUGCUACACAAAUAAACUUCCCUUGCCUUUUAUGCAGCUCCCCAAAACGAUAUGUGCAACAAACUUCAUUUUUCAUCUACGAUCACUCUGCUCUCACAAACUCUCCAUGGUUACGGCCGAUAGCGCACGCAAAAUCCUUGUUUAGAGAGGGCGGUCUGCACCACUUUUGCACCCGUUAUCAAUUGCCCACUAAUAGCACGUGCAGUUUAGCGCUCGCUAAUUUGGAUCUUAGUAGAUCAGGCCCUCAGUUUGUUAUUCUAAAUGCCACAAAUUACUACAGACUGUACCUUUAAGAAAAUCACUACUUUCCUGUUACUCUUAACCAAGCCUGAUGUUCUCUGUAUGUUACUGAGGUGAACUAAACCACUCUUACAUCCUCGUCUUCAUAACACACAACCAUGUAACUGGCCUCCCUCCAUUCCUAAUUCAACCUGCAGUACAAAUUAAGUUUUAAAAAAUUUCCUCUGAAUAUUUACUAGUGUGGUAUUUCGAGUGUCUCUUAGAUGCUACCUGGUGUUAAAGCCUGCAGUAAGAGGGCUGACUCCUCUCAGUCAGAUGGGUUCGGUUAAAUACAGCAGUCCCCAUGCUGAGUUUGUUCACACUCAGUCACACGUGAGCACAGCCAGCCACCUAAGGCGCCCACUUGUGUGAGUCAGACAGAGUUCCUUCGCAUUAGCUGAAUGAUAAUGAAUGAGCAUUCGUUUUGGAGCAUCUGUUAAUAGCAGCUUAGCUGAAAGCACUUGGUGGUGAGAGGAAGUCUCUAAAAGUCAAAGGUGUGGACUGAUAGGACCAUGAAUAAAUGAGACAGCUGCUUUGGAGGAGAAGAAGUGGAUGCCAUUCACUAGUUUGUAAACUGUUUGGGUGUCUGUCACAAAGUCAUGUUUUUUUAUUUUAUUUUAUUUUUUGGAGGCCAUGUUGCGAGUGACCGUAGAGAAGGAUACCCAGGAUUUUGAGGUUGAAUCGCCAUGUCUACUCUAAUAAAAUUACUAAACUGGUCAUUCGCUGUAUAUAAAAAGAUUUAAAGCUCACAAUCCAGACCAUAAACUCAAUAGAGUAAUUCAAAUGAAGGCGAUAAAUCAAGUGAGAAUUAGAGAUUUCCCCAUCAAACUGGACUGCGAUUUGAUUACUUGUUGUAACCAGAGUUGCUGCCCCCUGCAGGACAUUAGAAAAAGUGCAGAAAUAAGGCACUGACUAUUUUUAGAUUUCUGUCCUUUCAUGUGAUUAAAAGAAUAAGAAAUAAAGCACAUGUAAUAUUAUCUUUGAGAUUUCAGGCUUGAAUUGUCAAACAUUUCGAUGGAUAUUAGCUGUAAGAUAGCCAGAUCUCUGUUUCUGCAGGUGCUUGUCGCUAAUACUUUGCACACCUUUGACCAAGCAGUCUGUGAAAGAUUAAUGUUCAGUAGAAAGAGAAAACCCCUGCAAUGAGCUCUGCAAUAUCUCUCUCUCCUCACCUUACCCCCUAACACUUCAUCCUCUGUCGCUGUAAAUCAAUGAGCUAUAGUCACACACUUUUGUUAAUGGAUCAGUUCUGGGCUGGUACCCUGCUGUUGCUAAUCUUAAUUUAUAUUAUGGGCUUUUUGGAUUCAAAUAUUGACCCAUUUAAGUUGUCUGCACCUUUCUGAGUGUCUGUCUGAUGAUGAUGAUGAUAUAGAGUAGUGGUCUGUUUACAUGGGUCAUAGCAUAGUUAGCCAGGCCAUUUAGUUAGCCGGAUGUCCUUCCAGCCUUUCAUUCGUAACGCUAAUAGCUUCCCCGCUCGUCGCGACCAAGAAUAAGUAAGUUCCACUUCUCCAUAAUGUGAAAUGUGUCAGCGGUCAUGUCACAUGUCGGUUAACACAGUUUACUGCAGAACAACUCAUUUUUCCAAUGCAACAAAAGAGAAAAACGAUGGAAAAAUUUAAUCCUCUUCUCCGCUUGUAAACCCGAUUGGUCUUGACGAUGAACGAAAAAGAACGACGCACAAGCGGCAAGUGCAACGUGUAGAGAAUGACGCAAGUUCCUGUUUUUAUAACUCCUAAUAACUUUUUAAAAUGGAGCUGCAGAGAGAAAAAUUACAACCAGAGCUCUGCUACAGAAAGAUUUUGGUGCUCUGAAACUUCUCUGAAGCCUUUGCUAAUUAAUAGAAUGGCCGACCGUCCAGCAUUAGCCGUAACGUCCCGUAUUUGAGCCAAAAGAGGCGCGUCGCUGCACGGGUAAAUGCUUAAUUUACAUGCUGCUCCGGAGGGGGAUUUUGUCCCCCGCCGCCGGAGUUGUCGGGGAAGAAGCGAGCGGCUAAAAUAGGGGAGGAUCCGGUAAACCGGCGCGGAUCCGGUGUGUUUAUCAAAGCGUGGUGGCCGUGCUGAGGCACCGGGGGGAAUCUAGGCUAAACAGUAAGUCGAAGUAAAACGUUCAUACUUACAGAUGCCACGUUUGUAGUAGGAUCACGGAUAGUUAGUACGGAUCCAUUCCUUAUCUCCAGACAUCUAGCAAAUCCAGCGUUGAACUGUCUCUCGUUGAUUAAACAGUCCGAAGUGAAAUGGUACGCACAUACGUACAGAUAUGUUGGAAGUGCCGCGGGUACAUUCCCAUUAUAAAUAAAAUCCACCCAUUGAGUCCUCAAAUCCUCCGACGAGCGAGGCAGUUUUAAAAGAGUUUUGUGCUCGUUUGUGCAGCCAACAACAGUCAGAUCUCUGUCAGAUCGCACUUCCGCCAUUGUUCUAACCGGAGCAUUGCGAGCGAGCGGCCGGGAGUAAUGGCGCUGUUUUGGGCAGGUCAGUGGGCGGCUCCAUGGGCAGUACCAUCAACCCGCCAGCACUGACAUGACGUUAUGUUAGUGGAGUUUUCAGAACGGCUCAGAGCACACAGUUCCUAAAUACGUAGAUAACUAAAAAACGACUGGAUGGAAUUAUUUCGAACUUGGGAGGAUUGUAGCGGUUUUCUAUCCCUGAUAUGCACCCCCCUCCCGUUAACAAAGUCAGUUUUUCAUGCCAUGGCCCCUUAAAAUUAGCGGUCACUGUGAUGGCAAGGGGACUCAAGCUGAACAUGAACAGAAGAACAAAAUGUGACAAAAUGUUUUAUAACAGGCUUUUACAUAACAUGACAUAACGUGACGUGACUUCAGCACUUCAGCAGUAAUAAGACUCUUAAGUUGCUUCUGACAUUUAAGGUUAAUUAGCUAAUAUGCUGUUUGCUUAGCUUGUUGUUUUUGAAUUUUUUUGCUCAAUUUGCUUGAGAGUUGACUUUAUUAUUUUUAUAGAUUUCUCAAAAAGAGAAACAGCCCAAAAUUGCAACAUAGAAAUUGAAAAUAUAAGAAUUCUUAGUAAUAUAUACUGAGGGCACACUGUUGAGCGCAGGGUUUGAGACACUGUUAUGAAAUCUGUUUCAUAUCGUUCAACAUAAUCUGAAUUUUUAUUUUAAAAAUAAAGGUAAGCUGUACUUUAUACAGUUCGUUAUGCAAAACACAAGGAUAUGUACGACGGAGUAUUAGGGCCACAUUAAGAAAAAAAAAAGUAGACCAAGAUUAAAGUAAUUAAUUUACAAGAAAAAAGUCGUAGUAAAAUCAUUACUUGCAAAAAUGAAGUCGUAAUGAAAUCUUUAAGAUACUGAUGAUGAUGUGGUGCUGAUGUGCCAAAGAUGAAGUAUCUCCUUGUUUAAAAACACAUAUUGAAGUACAUUUUCACAAAAUGCUCCAUGGCUCUCAUUUCAACAGCUGUCAUCUUAAACAACAGGUUAGAGUAUAAGGACUUUAUUGUGACUUUAUUCUCGUAAGUAAUGAUUUUAUUACGACUUAAUUCUCAUAAGUAAUGAUUUUAUUACGACUUUAUUCUUGUAACUAAUAAUUUUAUUAUUAGUAGAUUCUCGUGAGUAAUUACUUUAUUAUGACUUCAUUCUCCCAAGUUAAUGGUUUAAUCUUCAAGUCUUACAUUUUUUUUUCUUAUUGUGGCCCUAAUACUCCAUCGUAGAUAUCUUAUCUGGUGAAAUAAAAUGAUUUUAAAUAUUGAAAGGGUUUGCAGGUCUGACGUAAGGUCUGCAGUUUUUCUAUCAGAAGUAAGGAUGACUCUGAGACAGUAUUUUCACAUUUCAGAAAAAUAAAGACAAGGUAUUUCAACAUGUACCCAGCUUUAGAUAGUUGAACCAUUUGUGGAGAAAUACAGAGUGAGAACUUUGAAAAUUUAUUUAUAUUCUUUUAUAUAGUAUAUUAUGUAAUAGACUUGCAUGUUUGUGUGUAUGUGUGACCCUAGUUGACAUGUGGUCUGUGGGCUGCAUCUUUGGGGAAGUAAUAAGAGGGACAGUGCUGUUCCCUGGGACUGAUCGUAUCCUUCUGCCUUUCACUUCCUGACAUGUAAACCUGAAUGAAACCUACAGCACUGUCAUGAUAGGUUACCUUCAGGUGUGUGUGGCCUUUUCUCGAGACACAAAUAAUUCCAAACAGAGCGGAGUGUCAUGCAUUUAGGAAAAAUAAAACAUUCAAGCUGUCUGAGUGAAUCUGAAAACUUGCCAAGGAGCCAUGGAUAAGAAACCGACUGGAUAGAAUAAAAAAAUACCAAACAGAGCUGUGGGUGGAUCACGGCCAAUGUGCAACGGAGACAAAAAAGAGGUGGAAGUCUGAUGCGUUCCAGUAAGCUGAAGUAUCAGGGAUCUCUGGUGGUCCUGGCAGCAAAACGCCUCGAUUGGCAGCCUGUGUGAGAAAAUGGAGAAGGGUUAGGGGGUCACUAGGAGUAUGUGGAUUCGUAAAAGGAGAGAUUUUCAUUGGAAAAGAUUAGCUGAUUCCCCUUAUUUUCUUUUGACAACAAAAACGUAUUUUAACUUCGGCUAAAUUCUACUUGUUGUGAAUGCACUCAAGUCUAGCAGUGGAGGUGAACAGGGUGCUGGAAUUUUGUUGUUUUUCCCUUAAUCCUGACACCCCACAUCAGACAUCGACCAGUGGAACAAGGUGAUCGAGCAGCUGGGAACACCCUCUCCAGAGUUCAUGAAGAAGCUGCAGCCCACAGUGAGGAACUAUGUGGAGAACCGGCCAAAGUACGCAGGCCUCACCUUCCCCAAGCUGUUUCCCGACUGCCUUUUCCCUGCCGACUCUGAGCACAACAAGCUCAAAGGUGAGAACCGCAACUGCACUGGUCACCUGCAUUUUAGCUGCUUUAUAGACUGCAGUGUGUAGUUUUCUGUGUCCUCCAUCUUAUUGAUUGAUUAUCUGAAUUUAAAACCUGAGCACGUCUGCGUCUAAGGUGCCUGUGGUGUGUUCCUGUACUCUGCAGAAAAUCCAGGAUGAUCUCGCAAAAAGUCACAACCUUCACCUUAAUACCAUUUAUAGGAUACAGUCACGUUUUGCCAAAGAAGCAACAGAAAGUGUACAGAAAAAUUAUCCCUUAUUUGGACAUGGUUACAUUUGAAAUAAAGAGAAACAUGCGAGAAAUACAGUUCUGCUAUCGUUAAGUUAGUGGAAAUAAAGAUGUUAUAAUUAAGAGGGCUGAGCAUGAGUAAGAUGUACCAGAAAUAACAAGAGCUGCUAGAAACCAUAGCACUAACUCAACUUUUCAGUAGUCAUGAAGCCGAUAAUGGUGUAAAUCUAUAAUAGGUCUAUACCAGCCAAAUUUUCAACGCAGUUCGGGUAGUUUAAGAUAACAGUUACUUCACUAGCAUCUUGACAGAGCAGUCACUGAUGAGCUGACUGAUAUUGUUGAUAGGCUGAUAUUGUUGGGCAGAAGCAGAUCCACAAAGUUAAAUGAAUAUAAGAUGUAUGUUUUUCAGUAUCCCCGUUUAUUCUGUAUAUAAUAUUGUGUUCAUUAGAUAUAAAGAAGCCUGAGUGGGUCCUAACAGAGUGUGCAAACUUCUAGACAUCAAAAUGAAAUCCAUGACUAUUAUAAAAAAUCUGUUUAUAAUCAUUUUAGGCUGUUUUUCAUUCUUGUAUUUGUAUCAGUAUUGGUAUUUGUAAUGGUUGUAUUAUUGCUGUCAGUGUCUGUAGUGUUACUAGUAUCAGUAGCGUGAUUGGUAUCGAUUAUGGUUCCAGUAUAGAAAUUGGUAUUGGUAUCUGUAACGUUGUCAGUCGGCAUGGGGAUUGAGAACCAGUCUCAUUCCAAACCCUUAAAUCAGGGGUGGGCAAUCAUGUGCCAUGGAGGGCCGAGAGGCUGCAGGUUUUCUUUCCAACCCAGAACUCCACAAGGUGAUUACAGGUAAGAUAAUCAGUGAAAUCACCUGGUGGAGUUUUGGGUUGGAAAGAAAACCUGCAGCCUCUUGGCCCUCCAUGGCACAUGAUUGCCCACCCCUGCCUUAAAUCAAUAAAGUUUGAGGCAAUUUACAAUCUAGUUGUGAGGUGUUCAUGGUCGGGUCGGUUAGCCGAGGAUAAAUUGCAAGUAAAUGAUAUGUUUUCACGAUGUGUUCAAAUGUCACAUACAGAAAGAGGACGAUUGUUUUUGCAUUAAAAAACCUGUUUAAGUACAAUUGGUCGUAUAAAAAAAAAUAAAAAAAAGACUAAAUAGGGGUACUGAUAAGGACUGUAAUCUUGAAGGAGUCUCGAUAAUGGUAUCAGUAUCGAUAAAGAAUAACAAUCUCCAUCUCUAGUUCGAAGUAUUGCUUUUUAAAUCACACAAAAACUCUGCUUUACUUAGUAUUACUACAAUACUACAUCAGAGAGUGUGGGUAAUUUGAUGUAAAUUAGUGACUCGAGUGAUGAGAUGAUUUUCUUUAAACAGUGUACUGUCACAGUUUGGAGUAAAACAAAAAGGAAAGGGCCCAAAUGCAGAACAAAAAUGAUUUAUUCAAAAAGAACUAAAUAUAAAGUAACAAAAACUUACUUUAAAUGUCCAACAGAAAAAAUUCCCAAAGGCAAAAAACACAAGAGGCAAAAUCCAAAUGACAAAAAUCCAAAAUCCACUGGAGACACUGAGACGCAGACACGCAGACUUACAACAAUGAACCAACGAGGAAACAGGGGAAGACAGGGACUGUACACACACAGGGAAACGAGCAACGAGAGGCAGGUGAGACACUGAGACACAGGUGCAGGUAAUUACAAAGGAGGGCAAAUUGAGGAAGUAAAACACGACUAGAAACACAGGGAAUAAACUACUACAAAAUAAAACAGGAAACACUGAUAUAAGGAAUAAAACACUGAGAACAUGAGGGAACCGGGGUCAGACACAAACUGAAAACUCAUAAGACAAGACUACAGGGGAACAGGAACAAUAGGGUACAAAAAACAAUAGGACAAAUUAUAAAGAAAAUACACUCCAGGGAAACACAAAACCAGGGAAAAACCUAAAACCAGAACAUAUCAUGACAUGUACAAUAUUUGGAUUACUGGUUAAGAUGACCAACUUCAAAUUCAGUGAAAUUUGAGUCAAAACAAACCACGUUCGGAGUAUGUAAGCUGACUAAUGAUAGACUUUAGUUUGAACAUCAGGGUGGCUGUAGAGUAAAAGUUUUAUUUCUUUGUAAAAACUUUUAUCCUGGUCAACCUUCACCCCAGAAAACUUUUCAUUUUGCCUCCAGGCGUCACACAUUAAACCGAAACGUGUCCUCUAAAAUGUAUUUUUCGAAGCCCACACUGCGCGCCUUUGUGAGUUAAAUCUAUUCAUAUGCAGAAGGGUAACCAAGACAUCAUAUGUUGUUUCUCUUUUAACGGAGAAUCGCUCUCACUCGCCCUAGUGUCAUAAGAAAGGGAAAUUCCCUCCAAUGAGAUAUAAGGAAAUAUGCUUUUUAUCUGUUGCCUUGCUCGAACAUCAAAGCUCCUGUCUGGUACAUUUCUCAUGAAUCACUACCGCAUGCCGACUGCUCCCUGCUGGAGCGACAGUGUUAAAGGAAAAGCACCUACAGAGGGAGAGAGUGGGAGGGAGGGAGAGCAGGAGAGCGGGUUGAAGUGCUGCUGAUGUGAAUGUUUUGUACUGUUACAGGCAGGAACUGAGGGAGACAUCCUUUGGGCUUUGGUAUUUUUGAACUGUAGGAGGAAGAGACAUACAGGCAGCACUGUAGGACAGAGUGGAAAAAGACAGCAAGGUUAAAGGAGAGCGAUAGAGGAGUCAUUUUUCAGAUUUACCAUCCUUUUGUUAUUGACGUGUGGAUGCUGAGGGAAAAAAGCCGAGUGUGCGCCCCUGGCUCAUCUGUCUCUUUGCUCUCAGUUCAAUUUCUUGAGUCCUCUGCUGCUGCUGGAGCUAUUUUUAUAAGGGUCAGUGUGUGUAGGAUAGAAUGGUUGUGUGGUUUAAGGGUUCUCAAUUUCAUAUCAGUCGCUCAGAUCUUCGGUUUAGAGAGUCCGAGACUUUCUGAAAAUAUAGUGCCCUCCGCUCGCUGAUGGCUUUAUUUAGACAGAUACCAGUGGGAGCCGGUAAUUUUGCAGAUUUCAUAAAUUAUUUAAGCCCAAGCAGACUGAAUCAUCCUGUAACAAAUAGCAGCAGGAGUUGAAUUCUUGUAUCAGAGAUAAACAGUAUUUGGGACAAGCUUGAGACUUGAAUUUCAAUUAGUCUGAAAAAAAAGGAGGAGAUUUGGAUUGUUGAUAGGGAAUCGAAGAGUUAUCUGUACUCCAAAUAAUCUCUGUUCAGGCUGCUAUCUUUAUCAUGCUCUUUCAUCCAUGCCUAUGUCCUGUCUGUGUGUUUUUAAUGUUCCUUCUGGCAUAUUAGUGACACAAAGGAAGUGAAUAUCAGUUUCUUGCUCCUUAAUCUCAACCAGAUGUUUCUCUGUGUCUUUUCUGAAACCACAGCAAGCCAGGCCAGAGACCUGCUGUCUAAGAUGCUGAUCAUUGACCCGGCUAAACGGAUAUCAGUGGACGAGGCCUUACAGCACCCCUACAUUAACGUGUGGUACGAUCCAGCUGAGGUGGAGGCGGUGAGUAGGCCUUUAGAAGAGCUGUGUAUUGAUUAGUGUCUCCAACAUAACCCUUGUUACUUGUUUUACAAUGCUAAUUGGUUAUGCAAAUAUGAAUAUCCACAACUUCCCUCAUUUUCUUAAUUUUUAAAUACAUUCUUUUAAAUAUCAGUAGGAAUUGCUGCAUCAAUGCAUUCAUCAUUUUUCUUUUUAAUUUGAUUCACAUCUCAUUUUAAUUUUUCUCUCACGUAUGUUUUUAUACCUUACAUCUCAGUAAUAUUCAAGAUUUGGAUAAAAUAACUCCAAACAUUUGCUGCUACUGAUGAUAGAGUGAUUUAGUGCAUUGUUCUGUGUUGUAAUGUAAUAGUAGUGGUGUCUCUGGUCGAUUUGGUGAAGUUAAAUUUCUUCAUCAGUGCCUCAUUAGUAUGAGGUGACAGUGAGAUUGGGAAAAAAGCCAUCUGCAGCUCCAGUAAACUCGUACAGAUACCACUUUUUCUACUUGCAGCAAUACACUAAUGAGUGCAUGAGCAGCUGACGAAUUUCAGUGUUAAUAUAAUUUCGAUAGUGACACACCUCCAUUGUAGUUAAUGAUCAUUUUAAGAGGAUUUCAUGAAUGUGCACUUGUCUUAGUUGUCCAGUUUAUAUCAUGGUUUUCAUGCUGUUAUUGUUGAUAGACUUGAUGUGGUUUGUAUGAUAUGGCUGUGAAUGGCAUCUCAACACGUUUUCUGCUGUUUUCCCUUUCUCAAACGUCAUCUCAUGCUGAUGAAGGCCAGAGAUCUCAUCCAAAUAUCCAUGGUAAAUAACAACCGCCCUACAUCAAAUGAAAAGCAAAAUUCUGUGGGAAUCAAGAGUUCAGAUUAGAGCAGACACUUCAGCAGAUUUGUUUUAUGUAGCACUAUGAAUGUAACACACAUUUUCAUGAUACAGAGGCGGCGGUUGGCCUGACGGUUGAGGCGUUCGCCCAGUGUACAAUGGCUGUCCUCAAUGCAGCGGUUACUGGUUCAAUUCUCAGCCUUGCCCCACUCUGUACUCCAUACAUUCCCUGUCUCUCUUUAGCUAUCCUGACAAUAAAACUGAAGUAUCUAAUUUCACAAUGCCGUAUAAUGUGAUGUAGUGCGAUCUGAUAUGGUACGUUACAAAUGAACAUGAAAGAAUGUGAUAUAGUGUAGUAUAACACAAAAUAAUGGAAAAGACAUGAUACUAUCUGAUACAUAAUGUAGAGAAUGUGCCACAAAUGGAAAUUAUUUGACAUGAUAACAUAAAAAAAGUGUCAUACAAUUCUAUCAAGUGUUAUAUUGAACAAUAAAAAAGAUACAAAAUUAUAUGACAUGAUAUUUUACAAUACAAAAUGUUCAACGAUACAAUGGAGUUCAAUGCAAUAUAAUUUCAUAUGAUAAAAUACGAUUAAAAUAGGGUUGGAUCUGAUGUUUUAACAAUUAAGAUGUUCCAAUUAAUAUGGAAAUCAGUCUGUUUUUGAUUCAGUCAGAUACAAGAUACAAGGAUAUCAUACACUAUGUUACAAUACAAUUUGAUUUGGUAUGAUUUGAUACAAUUCGAUACGACAUGAUACGAUGCGAUGCAGUGCAAUACGAUUUAAUAUUGUUUGAUUCAAUAUGAGAUAAAACGAUGUGAUACGAUACAACACAAUAUGAUACAAUAUGAUAUGAUUCAAUGUGAUAUGGUUCGAUAUAGUAAGAUACAAAAUGAUGAGAUGAAAUGUGAUUUAAUACAACACAUUAUAGUGCAUAUGUUGUGGUAAUGAUAUAUGUUUCCAUAUGAUACCUAAACUCUGGAGACCUGAACAUGCUAGCUGCUAACACAGAAGUAUUAAUGAGUGAAAUGAGCCACUUUAAAAUCGGCCCAUAUAAACACAUAGAAGCACUUGCAAAUAUGCAUAUACAAUGAAAAACACAAUUAACUUUCUAUGACAUUGUUUUUAAAAUGAAAUGAAGGGUUCUAUUGCUGCAUGAAGCUGCUGGAGAUGGAGGCGUCUUUGGGAUAUUUAUUUAUUGCUAUUCCACUAAUCUGUGUUUGAAAGAGACCUCUCACUUCUUUUUGUCAUAGCUGCUUAAUAUUCCUCCAAGGUGAUAUCAUAGAGGUUUAUGGCUGGUCCUGUCUGGCUAUGGUGUUAGUUUUUGCAGCAGGAUCUCUAUGAACAAGUGAUUAGAGGAGCUAACUGGAGGACAGACGGCAGAUUUUCUCCUCUUCUGUUAGAAAAGACCUAUUUUAAACUCACUAGUAGACCUCUUGUUUUAAGUGUUUUGUGAUAGUUUCUUAAUCCUGAUUUAUGAAUGUUUGAUGAAAAGUUAAUUUAGGUAGGGUACCUUUCCAUGUGAUUAAAGAUAUUACAUUUUUUAUUGUUUGUUUUCCUUCAUAACCUUUUUUUUCCCGCCAUUAUCCACAUGUGCCAACUUUGCGCUUGGCAUGUCUUUGUAUACAUCAGGGUUCCCCAGAGUUUCUGUGCUCUAAAUUUAAAAGAUUAUAAACCUUUUAAGUACCACUAAGGAUAAAAUUUAAUGUAUGUUGCUUUUCGGACACUUACAUACUUUUAGGAUCCUCUGGGUACCCUGAUACACACAGAUUAUUUUAAAGUGAAAGAAAAAAUAACUCAUGAGUCAGAUGUGCUUCUUAUUUUGUAUGUUUUAUGUAUUUUUCAUCACUUUAAUUUGAUCUAUAUGUCAACUUUUUCAUUUUCCAAAAUUCAGUAACAAAAACUUGCAAAUUGUUGUUUGUGAGUCAUUUAUCGUACAGUCAGCUGUAAAUGAACUUCAUGUUGAUCAGUUGCUGAGUCCUGAAUUGAAACUUUAACUGCACUGUCAGCUCAUUAUUUUAAAUGUUUGUGCUUUACCCCUUUUAGCCUCCACCUCAGAUCUAUGACAAACAGCUGGAUGAAAGAGAACACUCCAUUGAUGAAUGGAAAGGUGAGAAUCAAUCACCGAUUACUGUAUGUGUUUACAGGAAACCCAGUGUGGUCGCUGCCAUUAAUACAGUGACUUUUAAACUGGGGGCCUUGACUACCCUUAGAGAAGACAUUACACAUAGUUCUGUAUUGUUAGCAAAGCAUGGAGGACUGCGAGGUAGACUUAACCCUUUAUUGCCUUUUGUAUCAUAUUUGAUACAUACUUUUAUGAUACUUCUAUCAAAUCAAUAUGACCAACAAAUUACUUAAAAACACCUGAAUACAGUCCGAUAAAUGAUAAAGAUGUCCUCUUGUGGUUUAUCAGUUUCCAAAAACAUCAAAUGUAUCAAACAAGAUACAUAUUUUUGUUAAAUUUUAAGGACAUUUUGAUCUUUUUUGGUUUUCAGUAGUAAGUGAAAUAAACAUUUCAGCUCCAAAAAAUUUGAAUUUUAUGGCCAUAAUUUGUGGUUUCAGGCAUUAAAGGGCUAAAGCUGGCAAUGAAGCUGCACCAAAUGUUACAACCACUAAAAAAGGGGGAGGACCGGACUUCCUACAAGUCAGAAAACUUGGAAGUUGCAUACUGGAAUGCUACUUUAAGUUGCUUAUUUUGUGAAGGUGGCUUGUUGGUUUUAAGAUCAUUAAUAAAUAUAAUUUUGAAUUUUAUUUCACAAAAUGCUCCAAAUAACUCCAAAGACCCUCAAGUUAUUUGCAAAGGAAGUUUCUAAUAGUAUGUCUAAGUGUAUUACUAUCAUCAUUAUUAUUAUUAUUGUUACCAAAGUUUGGGAGCCACAGCAGCUAGCAGGGUAGGUUUUGGGGUCAUGUGUUUGGAAUCGAACCCAUGACCUUCUGAUUGAAUAUCGACUGUCACACCUGCUCCUGUCGUUGAAAGUGGACCGUUAAUCAAAAACCACUGUUAUCAUAUCCAAACAAAAUAAAUCCAAAGACUCUUCUUCUCAUGAAUAUUAAAAUAUUUUAGGACCAUGAAUGGUUCAGUUACAUUCUCACUUACUUUUCUUCUCUGCAGAAUUAAUCUACAAAGAGGUGAUGAACUUUGAGGAGAGGACGAAGAAUGGCGUAGUGAAGGGACAGCCUUCACCUUCAGGUACUCUCAGUGCAUAACCCUAAUCGCUCUGUAAGUGAAUUUACUAUAACCUUACUGGAGUAAAUAUAAUAACCCAUCGUGUUGUUGACCAUGUGUCUCUGUCUUUUGCAUCUCCUGUUUUUUAAAUGUGUAGUGUUGUUAUUGUUGUGCCAAGUAUAUUUGUUCAAUGGUGGUGAGCUAAACAAGAAUUGCAAUGAUAGCAGAUGAUGAUUAUGUAUUUAAAUACGUGUAUAUGUGUGUGUAGAACAUGUACCUGGUACAAGGUUUGGGUCCUUUUUGGGGGGGCAUCACAGGACAUUUCGGUCCACAGCUGCAGCUGAUAUUUCACAGUGUUUCGACUCUUCAGAGCACCAAACAACUUUGCAUCAGGGGCAGUUCUCAUAGUUUGCCACAGGGGGGCAGUGUGGAGUCAUUUUAGCAGACUGGUCACAGCACUUGCACUCUGAUGAAGUCCAUGGGUAAAAAAGAUACCCGUCAAUCAAAAAAGUAACAACUUUGUCCAAAGUGAAUAGCAAACAUGUAAUAGUUUUUCUUGUUUGCUUAACCUUGCAGUUAGCAUCUCUUUAAGAAUAGAUUUGAACACUAAGAGCGGUAAAAAGCUUAGCCUGUGAUUCAACAGCUGCUCUUAAUUCCUUCGCCUUUACACACCCAGACAGUCAGAAAUGCAUCACUGCCAUCUUUUUUUCCCCUAUCCACUUGUAAUUAAGCAGAUGGGCUGGUCUGUGUCUGAUGCUGAGUGCAGCAGACUGUGUGCAUCACAGGCACUUCGACAGCAGAGAUUUUACUGCAGCAGGAAAACAGGAGAGCAGGCAGCACAUAUGAUGCUCCUGACGUAACCAGUCACAUCCUGAAGCUCUUUCUGUGCAGUAUAGCACAUGAAGAAUUGAAGAUUGAGUGUGUUUAAAGCUUUCAUUACGCUUUUAUGUGAGAUACUGUAUUAUUUAUGUCAUACGAUAAACUUAUAACUUUAUUUUUUGCACGUUUCCAUUUUGGAGGGGCUCAAGUCAUCUUUCAAAAUCUGCCCUGGCUGUACCUGCACAGUGACUUUUGACAUUUAAUUCUGGUGUUUUUCCUGUUCGUAAACCUCCUGCUGACUCAGUAUCAGCCAUUAAUCCUGCUUUGUUCUCUGUUGUGUUUUGGGUCAGCCGAAGAACCCACUAGACUCCAUUAAGCAAUUACCUCCAACAGAGAUCAGACACAAACAGCACAUUUACAGUUUGUCUCUACUGUAAGGUGCACAUUUCCUUAUAGAGAUUACAGGACAACUGGCAAGCAUAAAUAAGUCUCCUUUUAUAUCAUAUCUUUACAGAGUACUUUUCCCCAUCAUUUAAAUCAGGCAUUACUCUGUCAACUACCAAAGCAGAGACGUUGUUCUUUCGAUUUUGCAAAUAUCCUCGCUAAAGACAGCAGAAGUCGCUAAAAUUGUAUUUUAAUGAAGCUGUGAACUCAAUAGGUUUGAACAGAGCGGUUACUUGGCACUUCAUGCUUUUUUAAAAAUUGGGCAUUUCACCUAACACGCUGUUGGCCGUUCCACUUUGCCGAAAGCACAUGAACCAGUAAAGAGAAUCUAUAAUUCUUACGUCAGAAUUUAGUAAAUCUCGCACAUAAACUACAGUGUCACAUUUUUGCCAGCAUGAUACCCCCUCUAAGAAAAAAGUUCAUCAGACUCCAUUAAACAAAUGACUGUCCUGGACUACUUUUUUCUACAUUGGCCGGAUUUGCAUUAUCAACAUUAUCAGCAUUACAUUUUUAGUGUUGAUUUUGGCGCCCUCUGUAAACAAAGGGGUAAUCCUUGUUUUAAUGCUACUCUCCACUCUUUAUCUAUUUAAAGUGGAAACUAUCACUUAAUGUGAAAUUUAAAGGCAUGGUUGACGAUCUGAGAAGCAGUUAAGGCAGAUUUGAAAAAAGCUACCCCCCCCACACACACAAACCCCUCCUCUCUGUGCUCCAAGAUAACUCCCCCCCAACCUCGCCCUCCCCACGACACACCCCCUCUGGCAGAGCAAGAAGCCGGCCAGCAGAAGAUCCUACGCUAGCUUCAAAUAGGAAUUACGAUGUCGGAUUGCUAGCGACUAGAGGCAGUAAAUGCCAGCUCUGCUAGCGAGCACCGUCUGCACCUGCCUGGUCAGCUACCGUGUUGACAUUGCAGAGACUAAUAAGAGUUAUUUAUGUAACAUGUGCCUCCACAGAAACUCAACAGAAACUCUGCUGUCUCGGCUCCCGUUUUCAGGCCGAAAUCCUAGCAAAGCUUUCUCCACCACUCGAAGGAUGACCCGAUGUCCAUUCGAGUUAGAUUUCUCGCUUGGUCACAUUUCUUCUUCGUCUCUGCCCUUUCUUCUGUCAGCUUGCGUUUUCGUAGCGCUUUUGUUUUUUUGUUUUUUUUUUGCGUCCUUCUCCAUCACAGUUCGUGUAGCUAAGCUGCUACGCUACUUUUAGCCCUCAGCGUUCCGAGGAGGGCCGGGAGAGUGGGAAGGAAUGAGUGGUAACUACGGGAGAGGGGUGUGUGGAAUACAGCGAGGUGAUUGGAUGGAGAGGUGGAGCAGGAGACAGACCAUUAGGAGCUGUCCGGGACGGAUGGCUCCUAUUGGUCAACGUUUUUGCAGCUCUGCACCUGCUAGAGUAAAUGGAUUUUUCCAUUCUUCUUUCUCUUCACUUUGUGGAGAUCGCACUUUAGGGCCGUGAUCGCCAUAUAAAUGAGGUUCUUAAUAAUUACCAAUCUCUUCAGUCGUCAACCAUGUCUUUAAUACAUGGAAGGUAACAAAGGCUGUUUCUUUGACGAGCCUUCCCUCUCAUAGCAGUUACAACCAUUACAAAUGAUCUCCUUUUUCUUUUUUGUACAUCAUAGACACACACCCCUGUUUGUUUCAGCCUGAUUCAAAACCAAUCAAAAACUUCUUACAGAUGCUGUAAGGCUGCGGUGGAAAUACAGACAAUAAUGGGACACAAGAGCCAUUUAGUUCCUUGAAGGGGAGUUUUUGAAACUCAAAGUUCCUGGUGCUUUUGGUCAAAAUUGUUCACUGCUGAAGUACAUUACAUUUCAGACUUUAAAAAAAGAAACUGAAAAAGUCUCUCUUCUUGUUAAUGGUCUUGUUUGCUUUUUGUAAGGCAACAAAUAGACAUUAUUGUUAAUUUCAGUCCGUUGAAAGAGAUUUGAAUCUAGAAAUUAGAUUUUCAGACUAUAGAAAUGCUGUGAACAUGGUUUGUAGUCUUUCUUUUUAAGCUUAACAAUAUCAAACCCUUCAAACCAAAUAACUUGACUUUUAAAAAGCUGCAUCAACAUCCUUGUAAAUGAUCAGGAAUUACACCUGACUACAAUCUGCAGCCUCUGACAAUCUUUCCUGUGAACUCCUCUGGACCCGAACCUUAAUAACACUUUUUUUUUCACUGCACCCUGGUUGUGUUGUUCUACAGGUUGUGUGAAUGUUGUUACCGUCUCUGUCACAGAAAAACCCUGUUACAACAUUCCUCUCAUCGUACCCCUCGUGUGCAUUUACAAAUGACCUCCUCUGCUUGUGUUCGUUUUUUUUGCUGCUGUCUCCGCCUGGACUCUUUUUACGUUGUAACCCCCUGCUGCUGUUGAUUCCCUUAGCACAGGUGCAGCCGUGAACAGCAGCGAGAGCCUCCCUCCCUCCUCCUCCAUCAACGACAUCUCCUCCAUGUCCACCGACCAGACCCUGGCCUCAGACACUGACAGCAGCCUGGAGACCUCAGCAGGACCCCUGGGGUGUUGCAGGUGACUAGCCGCCUGCCUGCGCAACCCCAUGUUCUUCCGACGGUGAAGAACCCGACCCACUGAAAACACAAACACAAAAAAAGAGCAAAGAUUAAAAUGAAUAUAUUAAGAACAAAAACAUGAGUAAUGGAAACAGAAUCUGACAUGAUGAAAUCUAAAAGCCUGUGCAUUGUCAUUCAAAAACAGCAUUUAAACUGAAGUAAAUGAGCUGAGAUAUAUGUUACUGAUCCUCUAGUUGCUUUGCUUAUAUUACCCCACAUAUCUUAUAUAUGGCAUCCGAACAAAAUCGACCAAAUGCUUAGACUUGCAUCUCCUGUAAAGUGCAUAUUGGCUGGCUGCUGGUCCCCCCGAUUCCUUACAAAAGCAUAAAUGCUCCAAUCAUUGUGGCAAGGUGGGCGGCCAUGUUGCUCAUUGUACAAUACAGACUUCAUUUUCCUUUCCCCUCCCUCCUUGUACAACCCUUAUGCAACAACACUGCUGUAUUUUAACCUCUAGACUUGGUCUUAGACACCACCUCAUCCUCAUCCAACACGAUCCCUAUGUAAGGUUGCCUGAUUUGUGUGUUUUUAUGUGGUUACUCUGCAGGGAUAUGUAGCCGCUCUCACCCUGAGCGGCACAGCCUGCGCUUCUUGUAAAUAAUGUAAUUCUGUACAGCUGAAGGGUACACAGAGUGGGACUGACGGCCAGUACACCAGGAGUUUUUUUCUGACUUGCGCACCUUGCCACAUCACCGCUUUCCACCUCAGUUGCCCCUGCCUAUCGCUGUAGUCCUGCAUGAUUAGAUUUAAGACGAUGCUAAUCUCACUGUAUGCUAAAAUGAGUCUGUAUAGAGACUUUUGUUUAUAUACAAUGUGAACUAACUCAAAUCCAGACAUAAGGGGGGGGUCUGGUCACAGGAUAGGAUGAACGUGUGCGUCUAUGUGUGAGUGUGUGCGAGUGUUAACCAACCACAGGCAAGCCAUUAUAGGUUAGUAAAUGUCAGGGCUGAGUUUGGGACUUAAAGGGUCAGUACACCAAGUAGAAUAAAUUAUUUUGGUUGUGUUCAGACUUCGUAAGAGAGAGAUUUAACCAGCCUGUUAUGGUGAACUGUGAAACAUCAACCCCCUCAUAGGCGCAGGAGGCUAAUCUGCCUUACUGUGGUUUCACCAUGAGGAGAAUAUUCUUAUUUAUUUGAGACGGCAUAACGGUAGAGAUGCAAGAAAUACAUCUGGAAGUUUACAGGCAGGCAAUGAGUGUUAACCUGGUAGCAGAGUUUGAUUUUGUCCAACAGUAAAUAACAGUAGGCCUAGUUCGCCACGCUCAAUAGACAGAGGCUUUCCCAUGUUAACCUUCACUACAUUUUAUCUUUGCUGAAAGAUGUUAUUUAUUUUGAUGGAUGGGACCCCGGUGGAAGAUGGCAAGUGCCUUUUGGAACGAAGCAUUGCAAGUGCAGAUAUUAUAUUUUUUCCUCUGCUUCUUCUUUUUUCUGCCUUAAAACAAUGUGAACCCCCAAUCCAGCACACACGGUGGAACAUUAAUGAAAAAAAACACAGAGUUUGGUUUGAUGAUGGUGCUUUAAUAUUAGGUUUAAACCAGUGGUAGUGAACUUAAAAGCUUACUCAUCCUCGGGCCAGUUUUUUGAAUAUAGAUUUUAUUUUAUUUCUCCAUCGCCAUUGAAUUGUGUAACCAGAAAAUCUCAGGCUAGGCCGCUAGCACAUGCACAGACUCUUACAUGAAUUGUAAUGCGCUCUCCCUUUUUUAAUUAAGCAAAGAUGUGCUUUACGUGCACUACUUACAACAGUCUCAAAGUUGGUGGCAUUUAGGGUCUUGCAACAUUUAUUUCAGGCUCGGAGUAAAUCAGCGAGAAGCCACAACUUGAAACCAAAUUGUUGAUCUUUCACAGUUUAGGAAUUUAGUUGGUUUAUUGUUGAAAAUAUUACAGGCAACUGGGGAGACAGUUUGAGAGCUCUAGGCUGUGUUGGUGCAGACAAAACCAACAGUUUAUAUCGUAUAACUUAUGAUUAUUUCACGACAAUCGGUAACCGAUAUAUCUGAAAAUCGGAGCAUUGUAGUUGUUUUAGUCACAUCGAACAAACAUUUACAAUAUCUGUCAGUAUUCUCAUGUUUCCCACACAUGGAAACUGCAUGGCCACCGGUUAAGACGGUUAAAACAUUCAAGGGAUGUUUUGACAGCACUGUUUUUGGGGACAUUUAACAUAUUCAUUUUUGAGCAUGUCAUUUGAUGGUUGAACUGUGUCUCUGUAAACUGUGGUUCAGCUACCGCAUUACCCCAUUAUUGUACAUACAAUGCCUCAAAUCCCUUUCCACAGACUCACACACCCAGCCUCUGAGAGCUACUUUGUUAACACUUCUCCCCUGCCUGUGGCCUGUGUACAGUGAACCCCCACACAGACUCACACUACCUUCACAGAGCUAAGAGGGAACCUGUCGGCAGCGUCUCCAGGAUAAGCUAUGGCUAGCUUGGCUUUCUGUUCAGGGUCUGGCCAGGGCAAUCUUUACAAAAAAACAGGGUGCAACUUUGAAAAUUACUUUUAUGUUUCCAAGAUGUACAGAAGAAUUUAUCACAAAGGGGGUCUGGUGUUUGAGUCGACUCCUGCACCACAAAUACUCACAGUACUGUUGCAGAUAAUCUACAGGGCAUUUUUAACCACUCAUACUUCAUUCUGUUUGAACUUUGACAUGUUUUCGCACUGAAUCACAUUUCCUUUACUUUCUCUGAAUGUGAAUUUUAAAUCUUUUUAUAAGACGUUCCCUCCCGACAAUUCUGUUGUAAUAAAAAAAAAAGGUGCUCUUGGUCCUGUUUAACGCGCCUAACGUAGAUUUGAUUCUAUCACAGAAACAGCUGGGUUGUCCGCACUGAAUGUAGAAAUGACUUGUUUCAUCACGACAUUGCUGCUGUGCUUGGUCAUCAGUGUGUGUGUGUGUGUGAUUUGUGAAGGUUAAAAAGGGAGAAAAUUUCUUUCUAAAAAUGAGAUCAUGAAGUAAGCGGGAUCGCUUUAAAGAAUGUUAAUGGAGAUUUGGUAAACUCAUGUGUUUGGAGGUAGUUCAUGUGUGUAUCAUGUUCAGUCACAUAGAAAUAGAAAUGUGUCGACGACUGAUCCUGCUCCGAAUACGAUCUGUCGGAUUCGGGAUCGGCGAGUGUGUUAGCCAUUUAGCUUACUAAUGGCAGACUUGUCAUUCAGCCAUGAUGUUCUUGCCACUUUAAAAUACAUGUCAAAAGUUAGGAUACAUCUUGUACUCAGCUGUGCCAACAUUAAAAAUCUUUGGACCCAGUACUUGUGAUCCCCAGCUAAUUUGUUUUUCACGUUUUUCCUUUGUGUCAUAUUGUAAAUAACAACAACCCAACAAUGCAAUAAACACUUUAUUGCACUCAGACAGGGAGGCAAGCUACUGCAAGGGUCAGGUGAUGCUAAAAUGUUUUGAGUCUUCAAUGUGGACAACAAAGAUGAAACCCUGUAUAGCUCAUCUGAAUCAGGUGAUGUUGUUCUUUUACCGAUUCCUUCUCUCUUCUUUUCUUUGACUCUGUGCUGUUUUGAUGACUCAUUCUUUUUUGACAUUGUCAGGUUGAAAAUUUAAAAACGGAAAAAAAUGAAAUUAUAUCUGUUUCACGCUGAUCUCAAAGCUUCAGGCUCUAGCGUUUCAAAUAAAGUCAAAACAAAUGCAAAAGAAAAAGAAAAAAAAUACUGAAAGCUGUUACUGUAAACACAACAUUUUAAAGGAACUGUGUAUGUAAAAAUAGUAUAUGUAUGUGAUUGAAAAUAAACAAAACCUUUGAUCUUGGACCACUGUGGUGAUGUUUUUUCGUUCACCUGCAGGUAUUUACAGUUUCCCCUCACAUUUCUCUUAGCGAUAACCAUCCAUCCAGACUCGAACAGUGACAGAGUUCCUCCUACACAGACUCUAAAUUAGGUCUGCUGGACACACAGUAUGAAGGCUGGCUUAGAGGAAUGAUACCGAAUGAUGCAGGAAGACCUCAGGAAUAAGUUCUCCAUUUUGAUGGAUUCAGGAUUCAGAUUAGAGGAGGUGAAUGGGACCACAUUUGUUGUAGCCAAACCAUCUCCUGGGAAAUGAAGGCACAAUUGCUUGUAGAAGAGCAGAGAUUCAUUUUCCACAUCAUUACAUCAAAGUCUAACUGAUUGAUAUCUGACAUGACAACCCCAACAGCUUAUACUCAGAGGGUCAUAUGAGGUUAAAGAUGAUCCCACCUGUCCUUAUCAUGAGA